AGAUUAACUGCAUGAGAGGGAACAAUUCCCCAGGAGAGAGGCCUUUAUUGCAGCAAGAGCAGAUGGAGCCAUUUCCACAACUAAAUGUGAAGGCCCCAGAAAGCUGGAUGUGUGAGUAAAGAGCCUAACCUUAAUUUAUAGGUUUAGAGGAAUGCCAGAGAUUUAUUUAUGUCUGAGGGGUUUUGUGCUUGAACAUUCUUCCUCAGAAUUCUGGACAUCUAUCGCGAUUAUUUUAUUGUUUCCAGCAUUUAGGCCUCGCUUUCUUAAAACAAGAACAAAAAAACACCCUAAAAGGUGCCUCAAAGCGACUUACAACUAUAUAAAAUCCGAACAGUGUGUGUGUAAAUCAUUUGAAAUCAGAUACGUACGAUGAAAAUGCUAUAGAACAGAAAUUUCUAGAGCCCCUUGAAAUAGCAGUAAGCGUUUCGUUUUAAAAUACGUGUGUAUCGCGACAUUUUUUGGAUCGGAAGUAAACAUGCAUUUUUUCAAAUUGGUGUUAAAAAGGUGCUUCUUUGUACAGGGUGAGUCCUUUAAAAGAGGCCCCGUGGAUACAGAGUACAGUGGUAUCUCAGGUUACAUACGCUUCAGGUUACAGACUCUGCUAACCCAGAAAUAGUGCUUCAGGUUAAGAACUUUGCUUCAGGAUGAGAACAGAAAUCGUGCCCACGGCGACGCAGCAGCAGGAGGCCCCAUUAGCUAAAGUGGUGCUUCAGGUUAAGAACAGUUUCAGGUUAAGUACGGACCUCCGGAACAAAUUAAGUACUUAACCCAAGGUACCACUGUACACAUGUUCCACGGGGCCUCUUUUAAAAGACUCACCCUGUACAAGACAUGAAAAGGCCCCUUUGAGUUUACUGUUGCCGCCAGCGAAAAGGGAUCCUUUAAAAAUGUCCCAUGCCAUCUCUUAGCUCAGGCAGACUAGUCCUCAAAGUAACCGCCCCCCAGUCCAUGCUGCAAAGCCCCACAGCUUUCUGCACAUGCUCAGAACCACUCUUUUCUUCUGUAUUCCUUCAAUAUAGUCCAGGGACUAUUUCAAAAAAUUAAAUAACAUGAUGAGUGUUCACCAGCGGUGGCCUAACUUGGAGGGGUUUUCACAGUGACAACAAGUUCUAACAAAGGUAGACAUAAAUUGUUUUCCUGAAAACUGUACAGUGGUGCCUCUAGUUACAAACUUAAUUCAUUCCAGUGGUCCGUUCUUAACCUGAAACUGUUCUUAACCUGAGGUACCACUUUAGCUAAUGGGGCCUCCCGCUGCCGCCGCACGAUUUCUGUUCUCAUCCUCAGGUAAAGUUCUUAACUUUACUACUUCUGGGUUAGUGGAGUCUGUACCCUGAAGUGUUUGUAACCUGAAGCGUUUGUAACCCGAGGUACCACUGUAUAACUUUGCUCCUGGCUUUUCAGAUGCUGCAAGACUACAACUUCCAUCAUCCCUGGCCAUUGGACAUGUUGGCUAACAGUUGGGAGUCUAAUACCAUCUGUCAUCUGGGCCGUGUCCAGAAAGUGGUGGUGGGGGAUGAGUGUUCAGACCCCUGGGUCCUCACUUGUGGGGUGCCUCAGGGUUCUGUCCUCUCCCCCAUGCUUUUUAAUAUCUAUAUGAAGCCGCCGGGAGAGAUCAUCAGGGGGGUUGGGCUGGGUAUCCAUCAGUAUGCGGAUGAUACCCAGCUCUACCUCUCUUUCAAAUCGGAACCAGUGAAGGCAGUGAAGGUCCUGUGUGAGUGCCUGAAGGCGGUUGGAGGAUGGAUUGUGGCUAACAGAUUGAGGUUGAAUCCUGACAAGACAGAAGUACUGUUUUGGGGGGACAGCGGGCAGGUGUGGGGGACUUCCUGGUCCUGCAUGGGACAACUGUACCCCUGAAGGACCAGGUGCGCAGCCUGGGAGUCAUUUUGGACUCACAGCUGUGCAUGGAGGCACAGGUCAAAUCUGUAUUCAGGGCAGCUGUCUGCCAGCUCCAUCUGGUACGUAGGCUGAGACCCUACCUGCCCGCGGACUGUCUUGCCAGAGUGGUGCAUGCUCUGGUUAUUACUGGAUUACUGUAUUUUAAUAUUUUGUGGGAAGCCACUCAGAGUGGCUGGGGAAGCCCAACCAGAUGGGCGGGGUAUAAAUUAUUACUAUUACUAUUACUAUUAUUAUUAUCUGGAUAGCAAUCUAUCAAUCUAUCAUGGAUGCUUUAGUUAGGAUUCCUGCAUUGCAGAGGGUUGGAGUAGAUGUUCUCCGGGUUCCCUCCCAACUCAAGAAGGACACUGACAAACUGGAACGUGUCCAGAGGAGGGCAACCAAAAUGGUCAAAGGCCUGGAAACGAUGCCUUAUGAGGAACGGCUAAGGGAGCUGGGCAUGUUUAGCCUGGAGAAGAGGAGGUUAAGGGGUGAUAUGAUAGCCAUGUUCAAAUAUAUAAAAGGAUGUCACAUAGAGGAGGGAGAAAGGUUGUUUUCUGCUGCUCCAGAGAAGCGGACACGGAGCAAUGGAUCCAAACUACAAGAAAGAAGAUUCCACCUAAACAUUAGGAAGAACCUCCUGACAGUAAGAGCUGUUCGACAGUGGAAUUUGCUGCCAAGGAGUGUGGUGGAGUCUCCUUCUUUGGAGGUCUUUAAGCAGAGGCUUGACAACCAUAUGUCAGGAGUGCUCUGAUGGUGUUUCCUGCUUGGCAGGGGGUUGGACUCGAUGGCCCUUGUGGUCUCUUCCAACUCUAUGAUUCUAUAAUUCUAUGAUUCUAUAAGUCUAAAAGGAUGCCAGCAUGGUUAAAUCAUAGAGUCUAGUGACUAUGAAAAAACAAACAAAUAAAGAGGACCAGAUGUGGAGGGCCAAAGGUUCCUCAACCCUGCAUAAGAAUAAGAAUAUGAAUAAUUAGAAUAAUAAUGAUUAGAAUAAUUAGAAUAAUGUUAAUAUUCCACCCAGCUGACUGGGUUGCCCUAGCCACUCUGGGUGGCUCCCAACAAGAUAUUUAAAUAAUAUUAAAAGAACAGUUCAGUUUUUAAAAACCCACAAACACAAAGGAAAGGGUCCCCAGCUACACACACAGACACACAAAGAGAAAAUGAAACUUGUAAAAAAUAUAAGAAAUAAUUAAGAUUAAUGGAAAUAGCAAUACAAUACAAUACAAUACACACAAUACAAUGCAUUGCCUGGAAGUCGUUCAUUAGGCAAGCGUUCACAUAACGAGUCUAGAAUUUCCGUGGAUUCCUAUGGAUACAUUUCUCAUCAGGGAUUUGCCCAGUCUCUCCGCACAUUCCUUCUCUCCGUGGUUUCUUCCCGCAAUGGCUGCAUCCAGCAAAAGAGAGAAACAGGAAAAACUGAAUUGCCCCACAUAUCUCUCCCACACUCUGAUUUGUCCAAUCUCACUCUCUUCCUGCCUGCAUGGUUUCUGCCCAAAAAUACUUGCUGCCAACCAGCAAAGCACAAACAAGCAAGGAAGUCAGGAAGUGGAAAAACUCUGGAUGUUCAGAUUUUGGAAUCUGUGGAGUGUGUCGCUGGGUUUGGGCACAAUUCUUUAUGUUUGGAUAAGUAACUUUUUGCAGAGCGAGCUGGCAGAUAGCAGGAUAUGUGUGUACAUAAACAACAGUGAGGCAUGAAAACAUACAAAAUGAACUAAUAUAUUGCAAUAAUAAUACAUAAGCGACUGUAGCUCAAAAAAACCACUGAACAAACUGAAAAUUCCCAUUCUCCUGUUUAUUUUAUGUGUUUUUAUAUGUGUUUUCAUGCUUUUGUUGUUAUGUAUUGCAAUCGUAUUUCCACUGGCAACGUUAAUUGUUUCUCAGAUUGUUUCAUCCUCUGAGCCCAACAUGUUGUGAUUGCUACAGUUGCAUUUUAGAGCAUCUGCAAAAAAAACACCAACAAAAAUAAUCAGGGUCUGAAAAACACGGGAGGAAGAAGGCGGAAAACAGUGCGAUGCAACAGUUUCAUAACUACGUUGUCAUGAGGAUCACCUGUAAAAAGUGAACAAACGAGGAAUGGCAAUUGCAAGAGAAAAGGUUUGGUGCAGAACACCAGACCAGAUUGCGUCUAUUGUCAAAUGCCCUUGAAAAGGUUGUCCUCCAAUGUUCAAACUGUCACAGCAGAGUUGAACAUUUUGGCAAUGCCUUGCUCCUGGUGGAUCUACAAGGAAGACAAUUCAUCUAACAUCAGAAGCCACUUACGGUUAAUCUCAGCUGGGAAGCUGUUUUACAGAUUGUCAAGAAAGGAAGUGUGAGAGCAAUAUGUUUUGCUGGUGUUUCAGAGUGCACUGAAAAUGGACAGUUUUGCUAAUACCUUGGCUUGCCCCAUUUCCUUCUUCCUGGCCACGUAAUUUGAACAUGGGAGGAAACAUGCGCCAUCCAUGUUUUAUCCGCCAUUCCCUCAUUGGGUCCUCAAUUUGAGGGGAAAGCCAUUGCAGCUUGUGGGCCAUUGCAAACACGGGAACAUUGUAGGCAAGGCAGAAGACACAGCCCCAGAUCAAUUAAAGCUACUUUGGCUGAGCCACAAAUCCUAUGUCAAGUCUUUUCAUGUUUUCUACUUGACUUGUGAUAAACCACAUCUGAUUCAUUCAUAACUUUCACUUGAACUCCAGCAACUACAAGGUGGGGGACCUCUUGCAGGUAGCUGGAGGAAUUUUUGUGGCUCUUGCUGUAAAAGCAGGCAGUGUCGUUUCUAGUAAUGGGAAAAGGGAGUUUUUAUAUAAAAAUCAAAGUGGCCCCUAUCAAUCAAUCAAUUGACAAAACUUUAUUGCCUUAGCCAUCGGGCAUAGCAAUCAGUCAUACACAUCAAUAACUAUAAACAAUACAGAGGGAUAAUAAAAUAGCGCUAUUACAUGUAAGAUUCCACAUAACAGCCCACAACUUUGGCUCCAGGAAACUUUUCCAGCAACAGAAACCAACAGAACACUCUAAUCUCUUACAUCUGUUUGGUGGCGGUAGGAAUUUCAUGUUUUUUAAAAUAAUUAAUUUUAUUGAAAGUUUUCAACAUAAGAGACAAUAAAACUAUUGUGUUUUUCCAUGUAUAACACGCCCCCAUGUAUAAGACGACCCCUAUUUUGGGGGAAUAAAAUUUAAGAAAAUGGGGGGAGAUGGCCCAGAGUGGUUGAGUUUUUUGGGGGGGGGGGAAUGCUGAAAAUCACUAACCAGACUGACACACGCUGACAACCGCUCGUGUUGCACUAGCCAACAUGCGUCUGCCCGCUCACCAACAGCAAACGACAGUCGCACGCCCAAUUGCCCAAGUGGCAGCCAAUCCACAGCAAACCUUGCCACAGUAACCAAUCACCCACCCUAUUACCGCAGCAGCAGCAAACCCAAGGCAGCACUUGAUGCAGCCACAAAUCACCCACAAUAUCACUGCUGACAAACUCCUACUCGCGGACGCAACCUAUCUCCCAUCCGUCCCCCCCAUGCACUCUCCGGGUAUAAGAGGACCCCCAUUUUUUAACAUUAUUUUAGAGUAAAAAAAAACUCGUCUUGUACACGGAAAAGUUCGGUAAUCUAAAAAAUAAUAAUAAAGGACAUGGCACUAAAGAGAAAAGAAGAUAAACGGAAGGGAAAGAAAGAGAAGGGGAGGGAAAUAUUUUUUAAAAAAGCAAUAAAACACAAUGCCAUAUGCAUAUAGCCCUCUGUCACAAUUAUAUCUUAAUUCUUAAUCCACACAUAGAGGAGUGAAUCUUCCCAGCUCUCAACGUUUUUUAUAAGUAGGCCAAUAAGAAUUUCUGGAUAAGAGGUGAAAUCUCUUCCCUAGCAGACUUAUACAGUGUGCAGUAAAGGAAAUAAAGCAUAACCCUCACUACUCUGUCCUCUCCUGUUCUACCACUUCUGUAGAAGGCCUCCAAGACUACGAUUCUAUGAUUUCUAUUGUUGGAGGGUCCAAUUAGACCCUGCCAGAGCCAUGACUCAUCUACCAGAUGCCUUCAUUUGCCAAAUUGAGGUUAGGGUUUCCAAUGCAAGCAGUAUCCGUUGCUUGGUGAACCACUCACACACACCCAGCUCUAAUUGGCCAUCUAAAUUAUAGCCUGAUUUGGCUACGUGGCUGUGCAUGGACUAUGCUGGUGUGGAUUGUAGAGGUUCAUUGAAAGCUAUUGCAGAAUACUGCCACUAGGCUGUUGGAGUGAGUGCCCAGUCACUCCUGUGUUGAAAGAGCUGCCAGUAUGCUACCAGGACAGUUUUAUUGUCUUGCUAUGGGCAUGUAUACAAAACAACUGGGGACAGGUGACCUCGAAGGAAUGUCUUACCUUGUAUACCACUGCCUAGUCACUUCAAUCAUAGACUCUCUUAGUAAUGACCUAUUCUCCCAAGGUUCAGCUUGCGUCCUCUGAGACCAGAGCCUUUAGCCUGCUGGCAGCUGCCCUUCGGAAUGUGCUUCCAAUGAACAUCAGGCAGGCCUCUACCUGAUGCUGUCUUCAAGCUCAUCUUUUCACCCAAGUUUUCUUUGAGAUCUACUGAUUUGUGAUGUCCCAUCCUGCCAAGUUCCAGGUGAGGAUGUUGAGAUCUUUCUUGGCUCUACUGAGUCAACAAUAAGAGCUCUCAGGUGGUCUCACUGUGGCACCGGCUCCAGUGUGGGUGCCUGUAUCACCGACAUUUAAUCUUAGGGAUGCGAGGUUUUUUGAUGCUGGGCUCUUAUAGAAAUGACUAAAUGUUAAUUCCCCUUCCCUAGGUGGAGACUUCUUCCAUCUAGGGUAGGAGAUCCUGUCGUAGGGUUUUGGGCGCGAUGCUGGAAUAAGGGUAUCAUCUCUGGAGAGAGGUUUUUUUUGUCGCCCAUGCCCUAUGCACGGGGAUGUUAUUGGGGUAGGUUAUGUAUGUUGUCGAAGCUACCAGCAUGAGUUUGACCAAACUGCGGGAGGCAGUGGAAGACAGGAGUGCCUGGCGUGCUCUGGUCCAUGGGGUCACGAAGCUAAUUCACAAAUCUGGGGACUGUCCCUGGGAAAUGGGGGUGUAUGGUAACCCUACAUUAAUGCUGCUUAAGGUUGCAAGAUUCAGUGACUCUUGGGCAGGGCCAGUGGGGUUAGCCCUUAGGGUAUCUUCAGUAGCUAUAUGGCUAGUUACCACUGGAUGGCAGUAGUCUAGGAUGGUCUUUUGUAGGAGAGGCGGGGCUGUUUCUUUAUUGCUCUGCUUCCUCUCUUGGGCUCUAGUUAGCACCAUGGUGGAUAUAUUGCACAUUAGUUCUGGGUACGUCCAAAGGCUCAGUGGCUCUCAGUGACAGACAAAUGGAGCUAGGUGUAGUGGGCAGGCUCGCUAACAGGGAAUUUCCUCCAAGCCAGGGGGAGGCAGGCAAAUAGAGUGGCCGGCCACAAGAGUUCAGUUGAAUUAGCACAAAGUGGACUUAGAUAGUUUCCUCGCCUCAAAAGCAACAACAGUCUCAUUUCUCAUGCUUUUCCAGGACUCAGAAGAAAGGAGGAGAGGGGAGACUAAGGGGUGAAGGAGCUCACAGUAAUUAGAGUAGAUUGCAGUCAUUCUGUAAUUCCGCACCGACAGCGCCGGGCCCUAGAGUUGGCGGUAUCAUCUGGUGUUCCUUCUCUGUGAAGCCUGUUGGCUGUAUGCUAUUCACCACCAUUUUUUUUUUCUUAAUGUUGGUGAGCUUAGAAAUUUUGGCAAAUAAAUAAAUUCAAUAUUAAAUGUCCUUAACCCUAGUGGCACCUUGGAGAUGAGCACAUGAUUCUUGUGGCAUAAACUCUGGGAGGCCAGAGCCCAUUUCAUCCAAUGCACCUGACACAGUGGCCUCUAUUUUGUGGAAGGUUAUGACUGAAUGGUUAUAGCAUUUGGCUCUUUGUUGCCAGGUCAGACUAAUGCAGAAACUCUUCUGGAAUUUACAGAAUUCCCUAGGAAGAGGGACUAACUGCCAAUCUAAUUUUAAUCCGUAGGAUAAGUUUGUCCAUUGGGUAUUUUCUGACUUGGACUUUGGUUCUGAUUUGGAGUUUUAACCUUGCUUUUAGCCACGUAUUUAUCUUCCUGGUGUAUAGUUCCUUUGUUGUGGCCGUGGCUAAGAUAAUAAAGUUUGUUGACUGAUUUAGCCUCUUAUCUAACAAUUCUCCAGGUAGCCACAGGUGAGUGGGUGGAUUUCUAUGCAGAGAUGAGCAAAUAAGCUGGCAGAUGAUGCUCCAACCCUCUUCCACUAGCUUGCUUGAUUUCAGCGCUAACUGCAAAGGAAGGGACUGGCAGAGGGAGAAUGGACCACUCCAUCCUCCUUAGGAACAUAGGGAGAUGCCUUUUACAGAAUCAAGUCAUUGGCCCAUCUUGGUCCCAUGUUGUCUUCAUUGACCUACAGCAUCUCUCCAGGAUUUCAGACUUUCUCAGCCUUACUUGGAGAUGUUGGGAAUUGAACCAGGGACCUAAUGCAUGCAAAGCAGAUGCUGUACCACUGAGCUGUGGCCCUUCCCCAAGUCCACUUGUCCCCUUGGUAGAGGAAGGCCACUUUCCCUUCUUCCACCAGUCCAUUUGGAAGAAAGCAAUUUUAUUUAAUUUUUACUAGCCAUCUAAGAGACUAAUAGCUUGCAUCUGCAUGCUGACUGCAGAGUCUUCUCCCUGUUUAGCCUUUUAGCAGGCUCGUAACUUUUGUGAGAUUGACUGACUGAAUUGAUUGACUGGUUUACUGACUGAUUGAUUGAUUGAUUGAUUGAUUGAUUGUAAAGACUACACUUUUUUUGUGAAUUGUUGUUGUUUUUAAAAAACCUCCUUCCUUAGGAGCAAUAAUCAGAUUAUUUGGUUUUCAACAGCCACCACAACAAUCAACACACACAUCUCAUUAAGAUGGCAAACAGGGCUCUGAGCAGACUUUCUCUCUUAGGAACAAUUAUUCUAAGCUUUAUUUCAUUUUUUAAAAAUUAUAGUUAUAUUAUUGCUUUCUUCCAUGAUGCUAAAUGCAGAUCACAUGAGACCUUCAGCUGGUCUCUCAUCCAGACCCUGCUUAGUUUUUGCAUAACUGUUGCAUCAUGUGGCUUUCAGCCAUACCUUAAGACUUGCAUAUAGACUACAACGAGAACCUAGGCCAAACUACAAGACAGAUCCUGACAUACAUCUGUUUGGAAAAUUAUGCAUGGAUGGGCUGUGACUCCAACAGACAGGGUCUAAUUUGAUUCAUCUAGUCAGCUCCGACUUGUAUCUCUGCCAGCCAGGACCUGCCAAGGAGGUCAAAAAGCUGUACUCAUCACUGUACUGUACUAAGAUACCUCUUGGUCAUCUUACAACCUAUGCAUAAUUUUAAAAUCGAUAAGUUUGUUUGGAAUCAGGUCUAUAUUUGUACUUUUCCGGGCUGCAAAUGCACUACACUGGAGUCUAUUAGCAAACAGUGAUGAUGCGCUGACUUCAAGGGCCAACCUACAUAAGAUGAAUGAGAAUUCAUUUUGAAACACACAUCCCAUACCUACAAUUCAAGAAGGUGUGUCCUACAUUGUCCAACUGUGUCCAGGUUCUUGUAACUUAUAUACAACUAUACUUAAGUAUAUAACAUUCUUGGUCCUUUUGGUGUGGAUAAAGUGGAUAGGGUAAGUGGCGCAUCUAGUUCAUCCUGUUAUCACAGUGAUUAACCAGAUGCCUGUGGGAUACCCUGGAGCAGAACCCAAGCACAAGAGCCCUCUUCCCUCCUGUGUUUUCCAGCAACUUGUAUUCAGAAGCAUUACUGCUUCCAGCCAUGGAGGCAGAACAUAACCAUCCUGGCUAGCAGCCUUCUCCUCUAUGAAUGGGUCCAGUCCUUCCAGGUUGGUGGCCAUCAGUGCCUCCUUUGGGAGUAAUAAUAGUAAUUUAUUUAUACCCCACCCAUCUGGCUGAGUUUCCCCAGCCACUCUGGGCUGCUCCCAAUCGAGUGUUAAAAACAAUACAGCAUUAAAUAUUAAAAACUUCCCUAAACAGGGCUGCCUUCAGAUGUCUUUUAAAGAUAGGAUAGCUUCUUAUUUCCUUCACAUCUGAAGGGAGGGCAUUCCACAGGGCGGGCGCCACUACCGAGAAGGCCCUCUGCCUGGUUCCCUGUAAACCUGACUUCUUGCAGUGAGGGAACCACCAGAAGGCCCUCGGUGCUGGAUCUCAGUGUCCGGGCAGAACGAUGGGGGUGGAGACGGUCCUUCAGGUAUACAGAACCGAGACCGUUUAGGGCUUUAACGGUCAGCACCAACACUUUGAAUUGUGCUCAGAAACGUACUGGGAGCCAAUGCAGAUCUCUCAGGACCGGUGUUAUUUUGUUUCAUUUCACUUCCCUAUUAAUUUGUAAUCCGCCACUCUAAAUUACCAUGCACAAGGUGGUUUACAGCAACAAAAUAUGCAACAAAGAAAGCACACCUUUAUAUAGUAAACUGACCCAAUACAAAAAGUCAUAAUAAAACAUAACUUUAAAAUGGAACAUCUUAUACCAGAUAAAAGUAAUAUUCAAUAAUCUAUUAGAAUAUAUUAAAAUUAACUCUCAAAACAUCAGCAAAUAAUAAUUAAACAGAAAUUCACUCUUAACAAUUACAAUAAAUAAUUACUAAACUAUGAUAAGUUAAAAAUAACUGCAAGUCACAAUGCAUAAAAUACCACAAUACAUACAAAACUAUGCAAUGCACAAAGAGGUACUAUUUUUUUUAUUAAAAAAAAUCUCUUCUGAAUCUUCCAGCAUUCAGCUUCACUGGAGGUCCACAUGUUCUAUUGUUACAUAUUUUUGUUAGAAUACCAGCAACUUCACAUACCAGCUCUUUAAGCAGCAACAAAUAUCUAUAAUAAUAUUGCAAAAAAAUCAGUUCCACUUGUAAUCCAAACACAUAAACCAGUUUAAAAGGUCUUUCACCUUCACUUACAGGUAAUUAUUUCUACAGGGCUGAACCAAAUAUCACCUGGGGGAAAGUUCCAUAAGCGGGGUGCCAACACAGAGAAUGCCCUGUCAUGAUUAAUAAUAAUAGUAAUAAUUUAUCAUUUCUACCCUGCCCAUCUGGCUGGGUUUUGGUACUUGGGUCCCAAAUUGUUUAGGGCUUUACAUGCCCUUGGAUUGGACUCAGUGAUUUGCCAAUAACCAGAGUUGGGUAUCUUUCCUAGUUUUCCUUUCAAGGUAGAUGGCAGGGGUCUCAUACUGGGGGAAACUCUGACAGCUCUCUUUAAAAUAAAAUAAAAAUGAAGCAUCACCUGCACUUCCCUUGAUAACAGGCCCUUUUAAAAAACAUAAACAACACCUGAAUCAUAGAAACUUAGAGUUGGAAGGGACCCAAAGCCAUUGCGUCCAACCCCCUGAAACUGUAAAAGGCUAAAGGAAGGGUGUGGCCUUCCAGAUGUUGUUGGACUCUCAAUUCCCAUCAGCCCCAGGCAGCACAGCAAAUGUCAGGGAUGAUGGGAGUUGUAGUCCAGCAACAUCUGGCGAGCCAUGGCUUCCUCAUUCCUGUGCUAAGCUUUGCCACUGCAUACUGUACCUGAAAGUGUCCACUCAUUUUCACAGCUGCCCCAUGUGUGUUCUGGGAUUCAGGCCCAGAGCUGGAAGGCUGUGCUCACUGACCACAAAGCUCUUGGUUGUCUAAGCUCCAAACCGCCUCCCAAAGGCUUUGCUCACCACAAAGUUCUCUGCUGUACCAGCACCAAACCACCAACUCAUGUCCGUCUGUAGGCAGUGAUGUUUUUAAGAGGCGGAUAUUGGAGUAUGGAGCAUCUUCUAUUGUGCCAACAGCAUUUGGGCAGGAAAACAGGUGCUACCCCAUCUCAAUCAGACCCAGAACCACAGUUCAGUGGUACAACGCCUGCCUAGCAUGCACAAGUUCCCAGAUCCAGUCCCCUCUCUCCAGGCAGGCCUGGGAAACCCCUGUCUGAAACACUGGGCAGAGUAGACCAUACUGAACUGAACAGGGAUGGUUCAACUCAGUGCAACACGUUUUCCUUAUGUUCAGAGAGCAAAUCUCCAGAAUAUUUCAGGAUGGUGUGUGUUUGCCACCCCCUGAGUGCUUUUGAAUGGGACACCUAUUUAAGGCAAUAGGAUCCACAGCUUCCUGCACAAAGGAAGCAGGCAGGAUCAGGCAGCUUUCUAUAAUUUCCGGCAGGAUCCACCUUUUUUUUUUUUUUUAACCCACCCCCAUCCGCUGCCAUUACAACGCUGCAGAGCUCAUACCCUCCAUUUUUUUUUGUAUUAUUAUUUUUUAAUUCUUCAUCCUCUCAGCGCUUAGCUCCCCUGUGUGUGCGUGUGCUUUGAAUUAAUCCUUUGGAGUGUUUGUGUAUGUUUUCCCUCCCCCGCUCCUUAGCCACACCGCUCUCCCCCCCACCCCACCCCCCACACACAUACAAGCUCCAUCCCUGAUUUCUGGGUGUGUUAACUCCAAUGUAGCUCUUUCAGCUCCGUGUGUGUGGGGUGUGUGUGUGUGUGUGUGUUCUCUCUUUCACCCCCCCCACCUUCUCCGCCCCCAGGCAUGAGAAGCUGCAAGAUGGUCCGGGUGGUUAGUGUUCUGGGUCUGGUGAUGCUCAGCGUAGCUCUGCUGAUUUUGUCCUUCAUCAGCUACGUGUCUCUGAAAAAAGACAAUAUCUUCACCACUCCCAAAUACGCCAACACGGGAGUGCCACGAAUGUACAUGUUCCACACUGGAUUUAGGUGAGUGCUUGAAAUACAUAUAUGUAUAUAUUUAAAUGUACAUAUAUCAUCUUCCAGGGGAGGAAAGAGCCAGUGAGCUGGGCGGAGGGUAUGCAUGCAGGAGAGGAAGGUUUAGAGGAGGGAAGGGUGUGUGUUGCGCGGGGGGGGGGGUAGAUAUUACUAUUAUUAUUAUGAUCAUUAUUGGAUCAACGCUCCGGGACACCCCCAUUCCCCACCUCUUCGCUUUUUGUGCCAGGAGUAAACCAAGCCCCCGCCCCUCCCUUUUAAAAAUCGAUCAGAUCGUGCAGAGGUGGGUGGGGGGGUUGCCUCAGUGGCCAGAGGAAGGUGGGAGGUGAGGAACCCCCGGCUCCUAUAGAUAUAGAUAAAAUAUGAUGCGGGUCUCUGACGAGAAUCAUGGUGGCUCCCUGCCCGGUUCAUGUAUAUUCCAUCAUGGGGCGAGCUGAUGGCGCAGGCGCCCUCUUUCCCCGGCUGGGGAUGGGGGAAGACAUCGGCGCGGCUUCCCCACCGUUUUGGGGGCGGGUUGACAGAUGCACAAACGCUCUUUAAACGCGCAGGGGGCUAGGAAGGGUCUCCGAUCGCUCCCUUCCACCAUUCCUUUUCUUCCCCCAUCCCCACCCCGGUGUUCUGCACUGCCCCGCAGGUCUGGUGAUAGAAGUGGGGGGGGGGGGGUGUUCCUUUGUGUGAUUGUGGCUUUCUUAAUUUUAUUUUAUAAUGCAUUUUUUAAAAAUCUGCUUGGAAGCGCUGCGCUCCCCACCAUCCCAAAGAAGCGCAGAUUUACUCCCCAUUUUAGCGCCGGCAGAUUAGAGGCACCCUCUUCUCUGCGCGCAGAGAUCAGGCCCGGAGAAUUAGGGGAGGGGAAUUGCAGGAGGAAGGUGGAUUUUCCAGGCAGGCGUGAGGCGGAAGUCGUGGAGACGAUUCGCAUGCUCUGCUGGGUCUUCCUCCUCCUCCUCUGCUGGUCCAGAGGCCGGGAAAUGCCCCACGGUGUGCAGACGUGGCGUUGCAUUGGCUCUUUGCAAAAAAAAAAUAAGCCCCUUCCCAGCUCCCACACAAAUGCUCCUGGGGGUGGUGGUUUGCUUGAAGUGGCCUCCUCCCUCUCAGAGUAAGAAGAGUUUUAAAAGUGAAUGGAAACUUGAGGCUCCGACGUUAUCUUUCGGAGGUCGCUGUCCAUGGUGCUGAAUUUGCAUCCGCUCCCGUUCUGCGCCCCUCCGCCUUCACCCCCUUCCAAGCUUGUUCUCCGCUAAUGAACCGCCCAGAUGCUAACGGCUUUGGCUGUUCAGAAUGGGGGGGGGGUGUCAAAAUCAGAGUUUGUAAGGGACCUCAAAUGCCAUCUAGUCCGACCUCGUGCUGAUGCAGGAAAUCCUGCAGCGUCCCUGUUCGGUGCCCGUCCACCCUCUGCUUCUAAUUAAGGAGAACUCUCAGAUCACAACAUUUGAAAGGGCGUACCAUUCUGUUUGUUUUCUACUUUUUGUGCGUAGGUGCUGCCUACCAGAGGAAGCAGAACUGGGCUAAAUGGCCCAGAGGUUUCGACUCAGUACAAGGCAGCUGGAUACCUUAAUCUAUAUUCUGUGCAUAGGUCCCACUUGAAAUUGCUUUUGCAUGUUGUCUUCUCCAUGCUGCCACUUUAAUAAAUAUAGUGUUAUGUAACCACAAUGCUGAGGCUGCUUCUGGUGGCAUCGUCUGCUGUCUAGACUAAUGUGUAGACUGGCUCUUAAUCAUUAGAAAAUUUGAAGUAUUGGGGAAAAUUAGAGGCUAACAGCACAAUCAGAUACAUGUCUUCUCAGAAUUAAGUCUUCCAGAGUUCAGUGGGACUUACUGUUGUUUAGAGUUGCAGCCUAAAAUAUGCUUUACAUCAGGGAUUGAGAAUCUGCUGUUGGAUUCCAGCUCCCAUUGGCCCCAUCUAGCAUGAGUGAUGGAAGUUGAUGUCCAACAAAAUCUGGAGGGCACUAUAGGCUUCUCGUCCCUGUUUUACAUGUUACAUUUGUUCUAGUCACAUGUAGAUAGAAAGUAUGAUGUACAACCCAUCAGGUGAGAUGGCACAUUUGCAAAGCUAAGCAGGGUCCGGUAUGGUUUCAAAUUGGGUGGGGGACUGCAUGUUGAGAUUCCUGCAUUGCAGGGGGUUGGCCUAGAUGACCCUCAGGUCCCUUUCAACUCUAUGGCUCCCUGUAUGCAUGCAGCAAAAUGCUUAGGAAGGACUCUAGCUCAGUGGUAGAGUAGCUGCUUUAUUAAAUCCCUGGCGUCUCCAAGUAGAGAAUGGAAGAUACUUCUGUCUGAACAACCCUGAAAAGCAACAAUCAAUCAGCAUAGAUAAUACUGAGUUAGAUAGACCAGUGGUCUGGCCUAGUAUGAGGUAGCUCCCUAAAAUACGUUCAGGUGAGAACACACAAACAAUGAUCUACACACAGGUUUCAAGCGUUUUCAUCAAUGGAAAAAAAAAAUCUCUUUUUUUUAUUCCAUAAAAUUUAUACACUGCCUGAGUCUAGAAAAAGCUACCACAAAGCGGUUUGCAAAGAUAAAACAGAAAAAUUGAGGGGCGGUAAUUACAGCCGUAUUUACAAAAAGUUAAAAACUUAACAAAAGUACAGAGAGGAAGAAGGGCCAGUCUGCAGGGGAGUUUCUCUUACAGGUUCUAAAGAUCUCAGGAAUCUGCUCUGCAGUUGCCGGGAGUAGGGCUUUUUGAGUGUGGCUUCCUCUGUUCUGUGGAAUAGCAUUUGCUGCCAUGAUAUGACAGACAAUCACGAUCUGCACUUUCUGGAAACAGCCGGAGACCUUUUUGUUCUGAUAGGCUUUUCCAGCUGGAUGAAUGGACCUUUACUUUGUUUGGUUUUAGUUUCUUUUUAAAUGUAUUUGCUGUUUUUCGCUUUCAUGUACAUCACCUUGAGAUUGUUGUUUUGAAGGCAAUUGUUAAUAAUAAUAAUAAUAAUAAUAAUAAUAGGUGGGGCAGAAGAAGCAGUAGAGCAGUGUUUCCCAACCUUGGGUCUCCAGCUGUUUUGGACUACAACUCACAUCAUCCCUAGCUAGCAAGACCAGUCAGGGAUGAUGGGAAUUGUAGUCCGAAAACAGCUGGAGACCCACGGUUGGGAAACAGUGCAGUAGAGGAAUAGGAGAGCAUGAAGCACAUGAAUUCCUGGGGACAAGGAGAAGGCCAAAAAGAGUCUAAAGGAUUAAAAAUGGUAGCAAGCAUAGUUUCAGGUCUCUAGCAUGCCUGUAGCAUUCCAUAACAUAUUUUCCUCCCCACAACAUAUUAAGUGUAAGAUUACAUAUGUAGCAGGAUCUAACAGAUCCUUUGGGCAACAGGAGCAAUGCUUUCGAACCCUCUUCCUGUGGGGGAAGCCUCUCCCAGCACACGUAUGAACAGCAUGUCAGGGAGAAUGAACAACUUGCCUCUAACAUUUUCUCCAGAUUCUCAUCUGGACUGGGAUUUGGUGAGAUAUGUACAACCGAGCAUGUUUAGAUUCCAAGCGUAAUGUGUCACAGAACAUAUCAUGUCUAUUUGAUGGCGGGGUGUCCUUGAAGACUGGUUUGCACUUCAUUCUAGACUGUAAUAGAAUAGUUAAUUUACUCCUUCAAGCUUCGAGUGAAUUCACUGACGGUGUGGAUAUGUGAUCCCUUUCAGGUCCCAGUUUGCACUGAAGUUCCUUGACCCUUCCUUUGUACCCAAUACAAACGCCUUGAACCAUGAGAUGCAGGAUAAGGCUCCCAAAUGGACAUUCAACAGAACGGCAUUUUUGCAGCAAAGGUGAGUGAGAACGAGGCAAAACUAAGCCAUCAAGCCAAAAGCAUGUUGUCAUGCUUCUUUAAAAAAACAAAGCAAUCACAGUUGUUAUUUAACUAAUUAUUUGGCAACAGGUAGUAUGUGGUCUUGGGAGUUUUAAAGAUCAACCAGCCAUAACAGUGAUCUAUGAAUGAACGAGCAGUGCUUUGAGAUGGGGUUCUGUGUUCAAAAUCAGAACUUCUGCUUUUCUCAAAUGUUCUCAAGUGCUUAUACCAAUAAACGCUAAGCCCUUCCUAUUUUGAGAAGGCAUGUUUUUACCACAGACCUGUCGCUGAAGAUGUGACUUGUUUCUGAUCAGAAUGUGAAAGUUGUAUUCUAUUUCUUUCUCGCCUCCAUGGCCUCCUAGCAACCCUGGCUCCAGUGGCAGGUAGCGUGGUGGUGCAGAAGUGCUUACCUGACCUCCAGUCCCAGCAAAUGAGUUUAUACCGCUUGCUGGGAGGGAGAGUGCCAUGGCUGCAGAAAGGGCAGCAUGGUACAUACACGCCAGCAGGUACAUUAGAUUGGCACAGCCAGGGCGUUUGCAUUGCACCAGGUUUGUCGCAGCCUCAUCCGAGCCCUCCCAGUAAGCAGCGACAGCUCACCUGCCGGGAGGUCAGGUAAGCACCAACUCCCCACCAUGCCAUCUUCUUGUCUGACCCCCGUUACACGCUCAAUGUGAGACCACAACAAAACUCUGCUUGCUGAGAAUUCUGAAGUCAACAGAGAAAGUUGAAGGAGGAUAGAAAUCAAUUGCGCACUGCAGGAUCCGACUGCUUUCUCCAUCCAGUGAUGUGGGGUAUAAAAUUUCCCAGGGCUUUCUUUUUCGGUGGGAAAUUUUCCCUUCCCGAAGUUCAUUAGUAUCAAUGAAUGGAUUCCAGAUGCGAAUAGAAUAUUAAGCAAGCUCGGCAGUUUCAAAGAUGUAAUUAAUACUUGUCCGGUGAUUAUCCCCCGCGAGUAUGUGAGUCAGCGUAUAUCGUGCGCAAUUCUUUGGGUUUCUAACAUUUAUUAGUGCGUCAACAGUUUUCAAUAACUUCGGGGAGGUCCCUCAGUUUUAAAUGAUGUAAGAGAAGCACACGAUCUUGUCUUUGCAAUUUUUACAAGUAUUCAAAUAAUACAUAAUUUAAGCUGUGCCCUUAUUUCUUCCCUUCAUUUUUUUGUGGGGAAUUGGGACAAAAAUUAACAUGGGGUACUUUUUUGAGGGUGGGGGCUUUGUUUACUAAAUUGGGGGGGGAUAACAUGCUAAAUUAAAUCACUUGCUCGCACAUCAGAAAACUGUCAGGUACAAAUUACCCUGUGCAAGUUAGCUUAAUAUCCACAGGAAACAUUUCCAAAAACAUUUUCCCAUAUUAAUUUUUUGCAAAAGCCCACAUCGCUAUAUCCAUUCAUAGUUUGCCUCUCCUUACUUCUCUCUGUCCACUAAUUUCCCCAAGGAGCUUAGAGGGGUUAAAAGGAGAGAGGGCAGAGGAGAUAACCAUUGAUGAGGAAAGGUAUCCUUUCCAGUGUAUAGGAAAUGGGUCUCCACCCCAACUUUCUCUUAUCUUUUGGCCCAGGAACCUUCAGAAUUCUUAGCAAGCAGAGCCCUCACAUUAUUGGGAAUGACCUUGCUCAGUUGUAGAGCAUCUGCUUUGCAUGCAGAAGGUCUCAAGGUUCAAUCCCUGGCAUCUUCAGGCUGAGAAAUACCUCUGUCUGAAUCCUGGAGAGCUACUGCCAGUCAUUGUAGACAAUACUGAGCUAGAUAUGCCAAUGGUCUGACUCUGUAUAAGGCAGCUUCUUGUGAUCCUAUCUAAACCAUCUUUCCUCUAUGCCAAGAGCACACAACUCCUGCACCCGGUUAUUGCAUGAUAAAACAAAAUAAUGAAAAUGCUCUUUAUUCCUGCUGUCUUUUAUUAGUUUUGUUCCAAGUUUGUUCCGAGUUUUACCAAAGCGGGCACUGUUGUCUAAUAGCUACCUGUUCUGUCUGAAAUAUAGACUGGGAUGAGACAGCUGUGCUGCAGUGUUAAAAAAAAAAUAAACUACAAAUAUAUUGGACCAACUGAAUGGGCCAGCGCAGGCAGAAUGUAGGCUUAAUCUGCAGUUAAGUACCGUAUUUUUUGCUCUAUAAGACACAUUUUUCCCUCCUAAAAAGUAAGGGGAAAUGUGUGUGCGUCUUAUGGAGUGAAUGCAGGCUGUGCAGCUAUCCCAGAAGCCAGAACAGCAAGAGGGAUCACUGCUUUCUCUGCACAGCGAUCCCUCUUGCUGUUCUGGCUUCUGGGAUUCAGAAUAUUUUUUUUCUUGUUUUCCUCCUCCCAAAACUAGGUGCGUCUUGUGGUCUGGUGCAUCUUAUAGAGCGAAAAAUACAGUAAUUGGGAGGAAGCAGCUAUGAGAUCAAUUUAUGAUGUUAUGUUUGCAGUUAUAUUUUGUUUUAUUCAUUCUUGUAAAUCAUCUUGGAAAUAUGAUUGAAGGGCAAUAUAUAUAUUUGUGUGUGUGUGUGUGUGUGUGUGUGUACAAAGCUGCAUGCUUCCUCCUCCCAACUCCUAUGUAGAAACAUAAGAAAAGCUCUGCAGUAUCAGGCCAGAUGCCCAUCUUGUCUAGCAUCCUAUUCUCACAGUAUCCAUCCAGAUGGCUAUAGAUGGGCUGGUGGAUACAGAGGAGUGGUAGGAAGCACUAGCUGGGGAACUCCCCCAAGAAACCCCCCAGGGAAGAGGACUCAGAGCCAGGGGAUCAGUGUUGGAGCAAUGAUGAGUGGUCAGAGGAAGAAGAGGGAGCAGGCUGGCAGGGGGAGGUGUCAGAAGCUGAGGAGGCAACAGGGUAUAGUGAGCAGGAAGAAGCUGGGGCAGAGAGCAGUCCAGAAUCAGAGGCAGAAGUGGAGGCUGGAGAGGAGUGGGAGCAGGCUGCUCCUGUUGUGACCAGUUCCUCUCCCCACUGGUCUCCCAGAACAUACAGAGGAAUGAAGAGGGCAGAGCAAAGAGAGACAAGGCGAAGGCACCUCAGGUUGCUGGAGAAGGAACCAAGAGAGGAUCCUUAGAGAACGGUGGGACAUUCAGUCCUCACAACUGCCUCGUUGGGGCAAGACCUACUGGGAAGAGUUGCUGUGACCACUAGGCAUGCACUGUUUUUGGUUUCUUUGAAUAAAGAGUUAACUUCACUCACCCCAGGUGUUUUAUUGCUGACCUGCUCCUGACAAAAGCCUGCAAGCAGACCCUGAGUGCAACCAUCCUCUCCUCUCUCGUGAUUCCCGGCAGCUGGUAUUGAGAGGCACACUGCCUUUGAGAGUGGAGGUAGAUAUGUAGUCAUGGUAGCUACUGUGUACCAUUGAUAGCCUUGCCUUCCAUGAAUUUGUCCAUUCCUCUUUUAAAGCCACCCAAAACAAUGUUUUAUCAGUACAUCUUGCGGGAAAACCCCAUAGCUUAACUAGCUUACGUUAUGUCAAGAAGUCUCUUUCCUGGAGCAGCCUGUGGAUGGGUGGAUUCCCUGGACCACCCUCUGUCAGGGUAGAAAGUAUGGAGAUCUGUGGGCAAAGAAUACCUGCCCUCAAAGUCGUUGUUAUUGCAACUGUGGAAAGUUUUGUUGUGAGGGGCUGAAAAGGGGUGUGUCGCGUGGGUAUAUCAGGGGGUGGAUCAGAAGAGGCCUCGGAUCCACAGGAUCCCAAGCCCUCCUGUUCCCUUGGCAUGCCCCCAACAAGGGAGACAAACUCUGCCAGUCCUGGAGCAGGCACAGUUACUUUCCUUCCCCUGGAAACCAGUGGAUUGAAGGGCAGAUUGGGAAACUUUCCAGUAUGGCCAACACAAGCCCAGUAGGGUUUAGUAAGUGGUGAUUCCUCUACCAAGGACUCUUCCUCCUACCCACUUCUGUGUAAAAAAAGGUAAAGGGACCCCUGACCAUUAGGUCUAGUCAUGGUCGACUCUGGGGUUGCGGCGCUCAUCUUGCUUUAUUGGCUGAGGGAGCCGGCGUACAGCUUCCGGGUCAUGUGGCCAGCAUGACUAAGCUGCUUCUGGCAAACCAGAGCAGCGCACGGAAACACCGUUUACCUUCCCGCUGGAGCGGUACCUAUUUAUCUACUUGCACUUUGACGUACUUUCGAACUGCUAGGUUGGCAGGAGCUGGGACCGAGCAACGGGAGCUCACCCCAUUGUGGGGAUUUGAACCACCGACCUUCUGAUCGGCAAGUCCUAGACUCUGUGGUUUAACCCACAGCCUCACCCACGUCCCCUCCACUUCUCUGUAGCAUUGCUCUAUUAAGAAUUACAUUGGCACAGACCUUAACCCCAGUUAAUGCCAGACCAGAAUUCCAGUUUAACCAGUAUGGCGAUCACACAGGGUCCCCGGACGUUUAAUGGUCUAUUGAUCCCUGUGCCACCACUGUGCUCGCUUCCCUGCUGCCACCAACCCAUUAUUCUCGGGUAAAACACUGAGUUCAGACAGCUGUUAAAAUUGAACCAAAUAAACAAAUUUAUUUUACAAACAUUAACAAGUUUAUGGUUUCUCUGAUAAUAUUCUUGUCAGUUUCUUAACUUUAGUUUCUUUACCGGCCUAUACCUUCCUAAUACCUUCUGACUGAUUAUCUCAACUGUUUGACUGACUCCUCUUAACAAAUUCUCUCACUCUCUCACAUCAGACUAGCCCAACCUACAGACUUAUCCUCUCUGUCUCUUCUAACUCCAGACUGACUUCUCAAACACCCUAACUCUAACUCUUAACUCCUCCCCUUGGGUUCCCAUUGGUUAGUCAUUUUACAAUUAGUUAACCCUUUCCUUAUGAACCCAGUAUGAUGUCACACACCUAGGAGGGCAAACGCUACAACCAGUAACCAAAUUAUGGUUAACAGGACUUUGUUAACAGUUGCUGCAGAUGGAUUUCUUAACUGGUUAAGGCAAGAGGGGAGGAUUUGUGCAGACUGAAAAGGGGGCUGCAGGAGAUAUCUGCAGCGUUACAGCUUGCUAUUGAUCCCUUAACCUUGUUUCAGAGGGAUCCGGCGCUUACAACCGCAUGAGCCCAGCAAGCAACAUAGAAUAACCUGGAAUCACAUAAUUUACUCAACCAACAGGCUGUUCAAACGUGUUAGAAUCAUAGAAUCAUAGAGUUGGAAGAGACCACAAGGGCCAUCAAGUCCAACCCCCUGCCAAGCAGGAUACAUGCUUUCAAAUCCAAGCGCUUUCUUCUAUGGGAGUGGACAUCUAGCGUCAAAUAAAAUAAAAUAAGAUGGAAUAAGGCACGGUGCUCUGAGGUAAAUGUAGGUAUGUUGACUGUUGAUUGGAUUAUAGUUUAUUUGAUCCUGCAGGGAGAAGAGGCUAGAAGUUGGAUUACAUGGCUUUUAAAAUAGGGAUGGCAAAAGGAAGCACAACAGCUUUGGGUUAGGAGUGUCAUCAGCUCAGCUUCCGUUUUGAUGUACCUUUGUAAGGCAGGCAAUGUACAAGGCACAAUACGAAAUUUCAUUAAGUGGGCAAGAGUCUAUUCAGUUUCAAUUUGAUUGCAGACUCUUCUUGUCAGUGGGGUCAAGAAUAUGCUGUGUUAUUUCCAUGGAACCUUUCUUCAAGUUUCUAUAUAUACUGUCGCACUAGCAAAUCCAAGGCAAUUUUCUGUCAGAUAAGCAAGUUCUAGAUCUUAUUAAGCUUUAAACAUUUCAGGCCGGCAAGUCUGUAGGUUGCUCUGAGGACCAUCAGAACAGAGCAAAGUGAGGUCUGCCUAAGUGAGGAAGGCAAAGCCGGUAUAUGCAAGGGAAACUUACCAACAAGCUGGUUUCCAGAUUCCCCAAUGUGUUGCAAACAUAAAUGUUUUUCAGGGGAAAUGCGCCACGCCUAGAUUGUGGAAUGGCAAGAUGCGCAGAGCCUUUGACUCAAUCGUUCCUGAGUACCCUCACCAUCACUGUGGAGUGCAUAGGUUGUUUUAUUGUAUUUUAAAUACUUUGUUGGAAGCCGUCCAGAGUGGCUAGGGAAACCCAGCCAGAUGGGCGGGGUAUAAAUAAAAAUAAAUAAAAAUUAUUAUUAUUAUUAUUAUUAUUAUUAUUAUUAUUAUUAUGCAAUGAAGCAGGAGACUUGCCAGCUAGAGGGCAGGUAUAAAUCUUGGUCUUUGGGGUCAGCCUAAUUGCUAUGCAAUGAGUUUGUGUAACUGGCUUCUAUACUGCUUACUACGAUUUGAAAAAUAGUUUUGGUUUAAAAAUUUGAACAUACUGUUGCACACCACGCCAGUCUCUGAACAGUGCAGAAUUCCAGGCGCUUACCCAGGGUUUAUGUUUCCUUUGGAAUGAGGAACAAUGGAGAUGGUGAUGUCUUUAUGAUACAUGGUUUAUUUACACAUAUAUACAGCCUGAGCCUACAAUGGAGGAGUUCACUGCAUUUAACAUCCCAAUAGGAUCUUGUUUCACCCAUAGCCAUAGCCUUGGAUGCAAGCAGAAAUCAGGCAUGCCUCUCCCUCACAGGAUUCAGCCUGCUUCUUCCUCCAGUUUCUAGCUUACACACACAACUAAGCUCUGGCCUUUGCUUUUUCCAACUACCAGCAAGUUGAGGAAGGGGGCCCACCCAUUUGCCGUCUGGCAUAAAGCCACUUCCUUUGUACACUUAAUGGUCCGUUACCUAGGCUGUCGCCUCACCAGGAAGGGAACCUAGCCAUUCCAGAAAUUUGAAUUCUUGCUUAAGUUUUACAACUUGAUGGAUCAAGGAAUUAGAAGGCUCUCGGCAUACAGCCUGCAAACCCCUUCUCAACUCAUAAGAGUGCGUACGCGCCGCUUGUCAACCAUUUUGCCAACCCUACUUUCCCCACACCUGACCCACCCCCUCGACUAUCCCCGCACAGCCUGCUCCAAGCCCCACCUUUAGAGAGCAGUUUCUGAAGUGCCUCCAUUAUAUCAUGCUCCAGCUGUUUUUAAAGCCCUAUACGGCCUAGGACCCUUGUACCUACAGGGCCGCCUCUCCUGAUAUGUCCCACGGAGGACCUUACGGUCUUCAAACAAAAACAUCUUGGAGGUCCCGGGACACAGGAAGGUUAGGCUGGCCUCAACCAGAGCCAGGGCUUUUUCGGCUGUGGCCCCGAUCUGGUGGAACACUCUGUCACAAGAGACUAGGGCCCUGCAGGACCUGACAUCUUUCCGCAGGGCCUGUAAGACAGAGCUGUUCCACCAGGCCUUUGGCCAAGGCACAGUCCUUUGGUAAUCCUCACAGAACUCUAGCCCAAUGGUUGCCAUGAAUUUGAUUUUGAAUUGAUUUUAAAAUGAACUGAUUUUUGAAUGCUGUGUUACUUUUAUUGUUGUUAGCCGCUCUGAGCCCGGCUUCGGCUGGGGAGGGUGGGAUAUAAAUUAAAAAUUAUUAUUAUUAUUAUUAUUAUUAUUAUUAUUAUUGGGCAAGGUGCUUCACAGAACAUUUCCCCCCAUGCACUGCUUGCUCCCUUAUUUGCCUGCCAUUCUGUCAUCUCGCUGAAAUUAGCAUGGCCACCUAUCAGCAGCCAUGCAAACUGCAGCGUGACGACAGACUUACAUUUUUAUGUAUAUAGGAAGAUACUGUUUGGUUUUUAGAAUGUUGUAAGGCACCUUGUGGUCUCUGAUGAAAGGUGGUCAAUAAAUUAAAUAAGUAAAUAAAUGAUUUCAUUGGUGGCUGGAAGAGGCGGGGCAAAUUGCAACGUGAUACCAUUACCAGAUGGGUAAGAGAUGUUAAACUUUCCAGGAAAGUUGGGAUGAACUCAACAGAAGAAUGCUGUUUUCAGUAGUAUUCCUCUUUGGAGGAAGAGCAGCAUAUGCCGGUAGCAAAUAAGUAAUGAAAUAGACCAGGUUGUUUAGUUUUCUCCUGAUGAUGAGUAAAUGGAAACCAUAAUGGUAUUUUUAUUAGCCUUAUUCGCUUUAGGAGAAAUUUUAAUAUUUGCAAAUUGACCUUAUGAUUCCCCAAAUAGAAUAUUAAGAAGCUGUGUGUCUGCAAAGGGGAGACAGCUGAAUGUUGCUUCGAGAUGCCAAAUGAGGAUACUGGAAGCACUCACUUCAAAACUUUGAGCGCAUUAUCGUUAAUGCCAUUAAAGAUGACUUGAGAGUUCUGUGCUGAUGAUACAGGGAAUGCGCAGUAAUGUUUCUUUGCAAAGCUCUUUCCUUCCCCCUGCAAGGUAAUAAUAUAAGAUACCUUUGCAGUUUAAUUCCCUCUGAAAGACUUAUAUAAACUGUAUUGCAAUCAGGUAGCAGUCCCAAACCAAAAUGCAUUAUCUUUGUGGUCUAGUAGAGGUUGACAAGCGUCGGUGGUCAGAGUCUCAAUUACGUUCAAUUACACUGGGCAGAAUUUUUAAGAAACCUUUUCUUUUUUUCUUUUUUUGCUGAAAUGCAUUUCUUAAAAUAAAAAAGUCUCUAAUCCUGGAAGCUUUUUCAUUAUAUGAGACAGUGAAAGAGAGUCUUUGCAGCACCUUCUUCAUAAGGUCUAGAGCAGAGGUGGGGUAACCUCAGGCCCAGAGGCAAGAUGUGGCUCUCCAGGCCUCUCUGCCUGGCCUCCAGAACUCUUCCCAGGUCACACCCCCUAACUGAAGCUGCUUCACACACUCCUUUAGUGUUUUUGCCUGACUGGACCAUGUCCUUAAGCCCUGACAAUGCUUCUUGGAUGCCUGUAAAGGCAAAGGGACCCCUGAACAUUAGGUCCAGUCUGGGGUUGUGGCGCUCAUCUUGCUUUAUUGGCUGAGGGAGCCGGCGUACAGCUUCUGGGUCAUGUGGCCAACACGACUAAGCCACUUCUGGCGAAUCAGAGCAGCACAUGGAAACGCCGUUUACCUUCCCACUGGAGCAGUACCUAUUUAUCUACUUGCACUUUGACGUGCUUUCAAACUGCUAGGUUGGCAGGAGUGGCUGCCCGUAUGGAGGAGGGGGGAAAAAGGGGCGUGUGAGUUUAUGUAGUGGGAGAUUAGCAGACAAACCUAACAAAUACAUAUUCUUGCUAGUUAGCAUGAGAAUAAUAAUAAUAAUUUAUUAUUUAUACCCCGCCCAUCUGGUUGAGUUUCCCCAGCCACUCUGGGCGGCUCCCAAUCGAGUGUUAAAAACAAUACAGCAUUAAAUAUUAAAAACUUCCCUAAACAGGGCUGCCUUCAGAUGUCUUUUAAACAGACAUCUUUUAGAAGAGACUAAGUCCACAGAGCUACAGUGGUACCUUGGUUCACGAAUGGCUUGCCUCCCGAAUGCCACAAACCCAGAAGUAAGUGUUCUGGUUUGCAAAUGUUUUUCGGAAGCUGAACGUCUGGCGCUUGAGUUCAGGAAGCUCCUGCAGCCAAUCGGAAGCUGUGCCUUGGUUUUUGAACCAUUUCAGGAGUUGAACAGACUCCCAGAACAGAUUAAGUUCGAGAAUCAAGGUACCACUGUAUAUUGCUGAGAGACAGAUACUCAGACCAUAGAAAUGCAGUUGGUAGAGAGGGCUCUGUGUGAUGUCAUUUCCCAUCAUCUCCUGGAAAGGAAGGAGCAUAUAGUACUUCCUGUUCCUCUCUCUUUCUCUCUCUCUCUCUCUCUCUGCCCUGUGCCUGUUUGCCUGAGAUUGGUUAUACUGUAAAUAUAAGUACCGUAUUUUUUGCACCAUAACACUCACUUUUUUCCUCCUAGAAAGUAAGGGCAAAUGUCUGUGCGUGUUAUGGAGCGAAUGCCUAUGGGUGGCGGGGGGGGGGAUCUGCUGCAGUCGUGAGCAGAGGAUCCAUGGUUCCCCUUCCUUCCCUCCUCCGUGGCUCGCUUUGAAACAGCAAAGCAGGAGAGGAGCCGCUUACACAGGUGUAAGCGGCUCCUGUCUGGUUGGCUGCUUUAAACCGUGCUCUCUGUCCCUCUCUCCUCCCCACUCAGCUUGCUAAAUAGCAGCAAAGCUUUUCAGCUCUCUAAGCCGGGGAGGAGAGAAGCAGAGCCUGCUUGUUUUAAAGGAGCAAAGCAGGAGAGGAGAGGAGCCUUCUCCCCUUGUAUUCCUCUUCUGCAUUAUUAGCAGCAUCCUUCUCCACACACCCCACGCAUGCUCCUUGUCCCUUGAGUGCUUUUCCUUCCCUCUCCACUUAAAACGUGGUUACAAAGCACGGAUCCACAUGGAUCCUCAGGAUUUUUGCAUUGGGCUACCCCAAACUCACCGUCAGAUCACAUGUCUGUGGCCACAGCAUGAACCACAAAAAUCAUACAUCCUCCACUGUUUAGAAUAUUUUUUUUUCUUGUUUUCCUCCUCUAAAAACUAUGUGCGUGUUAUGGUCAUGUGCGUGUUAUAGAGCGAAAAAUACGGUAUAUUGCUUGCAUAGAUUUUACUGCUACUGUUUCUGUGAACCAAUGCAAGAUUAUAAAGUAAGUAAAUCUUAUUUUUAUACAUAACUUUAUACAUUGCUGCCUGGUUCGUUGUUACGCAAGCUAAGAAGGGGGAAGCCAGCUUAUAAAGUGAGUCUUUGCAGCCCAGUUCCUAUGCUUCCAAUUUCACUGCCAAUAAUGGGAUUUAAAAACUCUGUUUAAUGCACACAUGUGGGCAGCUGGAGGGAUAAAUUGCAAUUAACAUAUCCUCUCCUACCCAUUAAAACCCUUCCCACACAAACUAGCCUAGUGCACAUUGCUCCACUCACUUUUGUCUCUGUCACUCUCAUGUGGCCCCUGGAAGGUUCUGAAAAAGGUUCCCCACCCACCUGGUCCACAGAUAUUAGGUUGGAUCUAGAGAUCACUCCUGCCAACAAGGGGAGAAGUCAGCCAAAGUUGCUUCUCCCACUUUGCCAAUGGGAUCACUAGCCUUCCUUUGUGGGAAGCAGCCUUCCUUUGCGAAUGGCAAAGUCUGGAUCCAGGCCAUUGUUUCUGAAGAAGGGAUCAGACCGACAGUAUUUUUGUUGCUUCUUAGCACAGGAUGGAAAGUAUCUGAUACUGGUGAAUUAUUUAUCUUAAUUUAUAAAUAGAAAUCCUAGCCCACAUUCCUCCAAAGCAGCUUACAGAUAAGUCUUAUGCAGAGUAGAUCCAUUGAAAUGAAUGGGCCGAACUCAUUAAUUUCAGUGGGUCUACUCUGUGUAAACCCUAUUUGAAUACCACUCUAUUAAAUCACGCACGCAUAUAUCCCAUAAUAAAAACUAAAAUACACACAUGUGUAUAUAUCACAUUACACAAAGCAUCCAAUUUUCUUUAAAGCAGCAAUGUUAGAAGUGGUAAUGGAAUAUAAGCACAUCCCCACAAAUAACAGAUCCAUUUAUGAUAUUCACUUUAUUUCUCUUCCAUUGUUUUCCUCCUCGUCGUCAUCUUCAAUUUAUUAAUUGUCUCCUUAAUAACUUUGUCAGUGCGAUAUACACUAAUAAUACAGUGGUACCUUGGUUCUCAAACAGCUUGGUUCUCAAACGCUUUGGUUCUCAAACUCUGAAAACAUGGAAGUAAGUGUUCUGUUUUUCGAACGAUUUUUGGAAGCAAAUGUCCGAUGCAGUUGUCGGCUAUUGUUUCCGGGGCACCUGCACCAAUCAGAAGCUGCAACUUGGUUUUUGAACAUUUCAGAAGUCAAACGGACUUCCGGAACGGAUUAAGUUUGGCGCUUUUGUUUUUACUAUUUAUUUUGUGUUUUUGUUUUUGAGGCUUUUUUGGUUAAUUUGUUUUUGUGACUGUGUGGAACCCAGUUCAGCUACCGAUUGAUAGAUAGAUAGAUAGAUAGAUUGAUUGAUUGAUUGAUUGUGUAACUGCAGAAAUGGAUAAAAGCCCCCCAUCCAAACAAUGACUAUCACCAGUGCAGGGAAGAAAAAAAAUAAAUUUUCAUUUUUAUCAUCUACAGUACUGUCUUACUUAUUUUAUAGUACAGUACAUUAAAUAUUGCUUUCAUUUUAUUGAUCAUUGGUCUCGUUAGAUAGUAAAAUUCAUGUUAAAUAGCUGUUUUAGGGGUUGUUUUUAAAAGUCUGGAAUGGAUUAAUUUGUUUUGCAUUGCUUUCUAUGGAAAAGCAUACCUUGGUUUUGGAACAGACUUCCGGAACGGAUUAAGUUUGAGAACGGAGGUACCACUGUAAUUAAAAACUGUUAAAAACACAAAGCAGCAAAUACAUUUAAAACAAAACUAAAACCACACAAAGGCGAUACUUGUGAUUCCAAAACCACAUGGCUUCAUAGGACUAUGGAUAAACAAAGCUCUAAUUCUCCCCUUGGAUUCCCAUCCCAAAGAAUCCCUUAAUACUGUCAACUAAACUAGUGGCUUCCAAAUACUAUACUCUGGAGGAACCCAGGAAUGACAUUUUCUGUCCCUUUGCUAUAAUUAAUAAAGUUAUGCCAGCAAAGUACGUAAGCACUUUGCAAGCCGUAGCGGUGUGGUGGGAGGGACUUCAUGGUUGAUCUGGCUUCCCAUUGCUGUGCAUCACUGCCAGUUACCGAGAAGAGGAGCAGCAAAGUAGCAAGGAUCUUGAUGGAAGUGCAGUGGAGCCCAUCCAAUGCUCUCACUGCUGUGCCAUCACCAGAAGUAUGGAGAAGCUUUGGCUCCCCAGACGUUGGUGAACUGCAACUCCCAUCAGCCCCAGCAAUGGCAAGUGGUGAUGGGAGUUGUGGUUUCCAUCUGCAGAGCCAGCGGUUCCCCAGACUGCAUUACAGCAUCUGAAGCUCCUACAGGCUGUGAGAAACAGUGUGCAGUCAUACACCUCUAUCAUAUGGAAAUUAACACUCAAGAGAGAAGGAUUUGUUAGUGUCAUAGUUGUACCCGCCCUGAGACCUGCGAAUAUAGGGCGAUAUAUAAAUUAUGAUGGUGAUGGUGAUGGUGAUGUAAGAGCCCUGCAAUAUCAGAUGAAAGGUCCAUCUCUAGCCCGCCAUCCUGCUUCCCACAGUUGGACAAGUAAGCAGAUGUCUUCAAAAAGCCAAUGAGUAGGGUCUGAAGACCUUAGCCGUCUCCCACUGGUGCCCCACAUGGAGUGGUGUUUAGUGUUGUGCUGCCCCUAAAAACAGAGGUUCCAGAUAGCCUUCGUGCCUAAUGAUAGAUCCCUCUAAUCCUCUUCUAAAUCUGUGUAAAGCUACUGGCCAUCAGCACAUCCUCUGGUAGCAAAUUCCAUAAAUUUAAGUGUUACUUAGUUAAUUAAACAUGUGCUAGCCGUAUGUUUAAUUUUGAUGAUAAGUGGACACACACACACACACCCAUUUCAGAAAUAAUCCACAGGAAGAGGGUUGAUUGGUUUAAUCCACUAGACAUCCUAAAACUAAUUCACUUUUGCAGAUGAAUCCUAGAUUGGAAAGGCUUUAGAGCCCAGUUUGCAAAUGCCCAGUGUCUUUGUUGGAAGCUUGUGCCCAUUCUAGGCACAUCGCCGGGAAAGUGGAAGUGCAGGGAAAAAAACACCCAGGAAAAAAAGUGGAGGAAAAGGAGGGUGCAGAUUUGCAUAUACUUUGUAUAUGGUAAUUUAGAUGCAAUUUUAGAAAUAAUUGGUGGUCGUCAGCUGAACGUUACUCAGAGUAGACCUGUUGAAAUUAAUGGACCUAGCUUAGUCAUGCUCAUUAAUUUCAGUGGGUUUACUCUGAGAAGAACUUAGUUAAACACCACCCAGUGACUAUAAUUUUAUUAGAAAUAUAGUAUUAUUGUGGGAAAGACUGUGACCAGUUGAUCUGUCUGCCUGAUCUGUCUGCUGUCCAGGUACUAACUGUUGAUGGUCAGCUUCAAGGCUCCUUCUCUUCUUUCUUAUCAUUAUCUAUCUUUAAACCGGACCUGAAUAGCUCUUCAGGUUGAGGACUCCCAUCGGGAAAGCGGUUUUACUCAACCUCCGGUCCCCAGAUGCUGUUGAACUGCAGCUCCCAUCAUCCUGAAUACUGGCUAAGCUAGCUGAGAAUGUUGGUAGUUGUAGGCUCCCCCCCCAAAAAAAAACCAACAACUGGGGACCCAAAGGUUGAAUAAUAAUAAUAAUAAUAAUACCCCGCCCAUUUGGCUGGGUUUCCCCAGCUACUCUGGGCGGCUUCCAACGGAAUAUUAAAAAUACAAUACAGCAUUAAACAUUAAAAACUUCCCUAAACAGGGCUGCCUUCAGAUGUCUUUUAAAUGUAAGAUGAUUGUUUAUUGGCUUGACAUCUGCUGGGAGGGUGUUCCACAGGGCAGGCGCCACUACCAAGAAAGCCCUCUGCCUGGUUCCCUGUAACCUCACUUCUCGCAGUGAGAGAACCACCAGAAGGCCCUCGGCGCUGGACCUCAGUGUCCUGGCUGAACGAUGGGGGUGGGGACGCUCCUUCAGGUAUACAGGACCGAGGCCUUUUAGGGCUUUAACGGUCAGCACCAACACUUUGAAUUGCCUGUGGGAAGCCUGCAAACUGGACAUGAACAACAACUGCACUCUGCCCACCUGCAAUUCCCAGCAGCUGGUUUUCAGACAUCUAUUGCCUCUGACAAUGGAGGUAGAACAUAGGCAUUGUGGCUAGUAGCCACUGAUAGCCUUGUCCUCUGUUACUGUCUUUUUCGCCCUAUAGGACGCACUUUUUCCCCUCCAAAAAUGAAGGGGAAAUGUGUGUGCAUCCUAUGGGGCGAAUGCAGGCUUUCACUGAAGCCUGGAGAGCGAGAGGGGUCGGUGCGCACCGACCCCUCUUGCUCUCCAGGCUUCAAGAAGCUAUCCGCAAGCCUUGGGAGCCCGCAGGAGUUCCCGCCGGCCUCCCACAGCUUGCGGAGAGCUGCCUGCACCCCGAAGCCUGGGCACGCUGAGCAGUCAUGCCCGGGCUUCGGGUAGCUCUGCGCAAGCCGCGGGAGCCCUCUCACGGCUUGCGGAGAGCAGCCUGUUCUGGGGGCUGGGGGAGCUUGGGCUUCCCCCGCCCCAGCCCCGCGCCUGGGGGGAAAUAAAAUUUUUUUUCUUUAUUUCCCCCCCAAAAAAACUAGGUGCGCCCUAUGGGCCGGUGAACCCUAUGGGGCGAAAAAUACAGUAAUUUAUCUAAUUCUCUCUCAAAGGCAUUCAAGUUGGUGGCAGUCACCACCUCCUGUAAAAGUGAGUUCCAUAGUUUAACUCUGUGUUGCUUACUGGAGGCAGGAGUCUGCAGAGAAGGUUACAUCCAAGUCAAGAAGGGCCAAGGCUGCAGACAGGUGGGCUGCCAUACGUCUGGAAUUUCCUGGACAUAUCCGGGAUUUGUCCAUUGAAUAUUAUUAUUAUUAUUAUUAUUAUUAUUAUUAUUAUUAUUAUUAAUUUGUACACCGCCCAUCUGGCUGGGUUUCCCCAGCUACUCUGGAUGGCUUCCAACAAAGAUUAAAAAUACAUUAAAAUGUCACACAUUAAAAACUUCCCUGAACAGGGCUACCUUCAGAUGUCUUCUAAAUGUCAGGUAGUUGUUUAUCUCUUUGACAUCUGGUAGGAGGGCGUUCCACAGGGCGGGUGCCACUACCGAGAAGGCCCCCUGCCUGGUUCCCUGUAGCUUUGCUUCUCGCAAUGAGGGAACCGCCAGAAGGCCCUCGGCGCUGGACCUCAGUAUCCGGGCAGAACGAUGGGGGUGGAGACGCUCCUUCAGAUAACAGAGGUAGAGCUGGUAUCAUGUAUAUUGAUGGACACCCAGUCCAAACCCCCUGAUGAUCUCUGGGCAGAAGUUUCAUAACCUGAUUAAAAUGUCAGGGACAACCUGGGUGCAUGGAAGCCCAUAUCAGAAGUGUUGAUUUAUUGGCAAUUUUCCUUUUAAAAAAAAAAGCUUUUAAAUGUCAUUUUAUUUGGAGAUUUUAUAAAAAAAAUUUAAAAAGCUUUUGUGUCCAGAUUUUCACAACCCUAAGCCCAAGUGUGCUUCCACUUACAUCCUAGGCAGUUGUGCAUUAUAGAUCUUAUGGAGCUUGGUUCUCCAAAGAUAGCAUAAAAUGUUCUAAAAUCUAAAGGAAGGAUGACAGAACUCAUUCUCAUGAAGUGUCUCCUUGUUGACUGUCGUUGUGGUUGCCAGCUAUGCUGAUACUUUGGUGAAAUUUUAGGGAAUGGAUGCAGAGUCAGUGUGGGGAGUGUGAGGAGAUUUGACAAAGGGGAUCAGGGAUGGCGAUAAGGGUCCAUUUCGGCCAAUACUGUCCCCAAACUUUUCCAAGGUGCAAUAGAGGAAUGAUCUUCUACCUUCCCACAGCUAACCCAAACCCUUGGGCACCAAGGGGGUAUCUGAGAACACUAUGAUGUUGCACAGGGUGGCAUUUGCCAGGAAAACUAGUUAUGAUAUAAGUGUGCUACAGACCUUAAUUAAUCUAUUAAUCAUAACAUCUGAGAGGGAAGCGUGUGACUAAAUAAGUUCACAGAACAAGAUGAGGUUCCAUAUCAAGUUAUGGGCUGUACAUAAUAAAUGGUUGGUACAUUGGCAUACUGAUGGUUCCUAGUGAUAAGCCAGAUUAAUAACCCUCUACUGGAUCAACCUGCAACAGGAGGGGUUUUUUUUAGAUACACCUGGAUAUUAGAUAUGGUGUGAUAUGUUAAUUGGAUAGGUGUGUGGCAGUUAAGUAAUGUACAAUCAAUAGUCAAUGUUCCUUAAGUAUGGUUAAUAGGUUUAUAAGUUCAGGCAUACUCAUAUUGUUAAGGGUAUUAUGUACUUCUUAGCUUAAUGUACUUGGCUGAUUAAGCAUUAAGAAUGAGGACUCAACCAGGCCACAUUCACACCAUACGUUUAAAGUACUUCAAACAGUUGUUGCUUGGCCCCAUAGGAUCCUGGGAGCUGUAGUUCACUAAGGGUGCUGAGAGUUGAUAGUAGACCUCUGUUCACCUUCCAGAGCUACAAUUCCCAGAGUUCCCUGGGGAGAGGGGUUGGUUUUCAAACCACUCUUGAGAAUUGUAGCUUUGGGAUGGAAAUGGAGGAUAAACGUCCCCUUUGGGGGGGGGGUCUUCUUAGCCUGGAGUUUUCCCCAAUGUGGUGUCUAUCAACAUCAUAGUGUUUUCAAAUACCCCCUUGGUGCCCGUCAGGGCCCCCUGCCGCUCCCAAUUAUUUUUAAAGGUUUCUUGGGCAGUCUCUAUGUUUUUGGGUGGGGGGCUGUUCGUUUGUUUUAUCUGUGUUUCAUUUGUUUGGUGGGCAUGCAGAUGUUUUGCCUAGUGUUUGGAAAGGGGGCUCUGAGCAUCACCAGUUUUUCUUCUAUGAAGUCGGUAUUUUGUAGUGCCCUCAGCAGUUCCUUAGAUUUCCAAAUGCGCCCUCAGGCUCAGAAAGGUGGGGUUGUGGCUCCUGCUGUAGUUUUUCUCUCUUUUCAGUCCGUGGAGAAGAACUUCCUUGUUUGUUCUGAAGGAACUUCCUGCUUCAUUAUGAAAUUGUUGUUGGUUUUUUUGAAAUCUUGCCUGGUAGACAAGUGUUAAUAAUAAUAAUAAUAAUAAUAAUAAUAAUAAUAAUAAUUUAUUUAUACCCCACCCUUCCCAGUUCAGAAAACCGGGCUCAGGGCGGCUAACCACAAAUUUAAAACACUUAAUUGAUGCAACAAAAACAGCAUAAAAUACAGUAUAAAACGUGAAUAACAAUAAAUUCGGAAUUCAAAAAUCAGUUUAGGGGGAAAUCCAUCCAAUAAACAUUAGAUGGUCACCAGGGCUAGCUGGCUAAAUUAGUUCUAUUUGGGCCAGCGAGGAGACCAGGGGAGAAUUUGCUGUGGGAUCCCAGAGUGGGCAAUCUUCAUAAAAAAGGGAAGGGGGGAAGGAAAGGGGAUAAAAGAUCAGGCUAAGUUCAAAUUGAAAGCCAGGCGGAACAGCUCUGUCUUACAGGCCCUGCAGAAGGAGGUUAAAUCCUGCAGGGCCCUGGUCUCAUGGGACAGAGCAUUCCCCCAGGUCAGAGCUAUCACUGAGAUGGCCCUGGCCCUAGUGGAGGAUAAUCUGACUUCCUUAGGGCCCGGUACCUUUAAACUACGAUUAUUCAUGAACCUUAAGGUGCUCUGUGGGGCGUACUAGGAGAGACGGUCCAAUAAAUAUGAGUUCAUUUACGAGUUUGUAAAUCACGAGUUAAGAGUUCAUGGGAGUCCAAGAUUUUAGGGUAGCUGUGACUGCCCAUCCAAAAUGUGAUCGUACUCUGAAGUACGCCUCCUCCAUGAGAGGUUUCCUUUGUGGAAUCCUUCCCCCGGGGAGACUUGUCUGGCUCCUUUAGGUGCCAGGCAAAAACAUUCCUCUGCCUUUUAAACUGUGGUAAAGGUAAAGGGGACCCCUGACCAUUAGCUCCAGUCGUGACCGACUCUGGAGUUGUGGCACUCAUCUCACUUUAUUGGCCGAGGGAGCCGGCGUACAGCUUCCGGGUCAUGUGGCCAGCAUGACUAAGCCGCUUCUGGCGAACCAGAAACACCGUUUACCUUCCCGCCGGAGCGGUACCUAUUUAUCUACUUGCACUUUGCCGUGCUUUCAAACUGCUAGGUUGGCAGGAGCAGAGACCGAGCAACGGGAGCUCACCCCGUCGCGGGGAUUCGAACCGCCGACCUUCUGAUCAGCAAGCCCUAGGCUCAGUGGUUUAACCCACAGCGCCACCCGCCUCCCUGUAUUAAACUGUGGUAGGGUAUUGUUUUUGUUUGUUACUGGGUUAUGUGUUUUUGUGUUCUCAUAUUGUAAACAGCCCUGUGAUCCUCAGAUGAAAGGCAGUAUAGAAAUUUAAUAAAUAAAAGCAAAAGCAGCAAAGACCCACCUUUUUAUUCCCUUUCUGACUCGGGAUUAAUUUCAUGCCACAAAACAAAUUCUCAGUAGGUGAAUAUUAUUAUUUUUUUAAUUACCCCGCUAAUACAAAUAAAUUAGUGAAAUGAAUGCCUUUUAUUUCACAAAAUGUUUAGACCACUUGAUUUUAAGGAGAGAAACCCUCGAAGCGGUUCUGUUACGUGCAAUGGGAAUUCAAGGAGAACGCAACUUAAAUCACUUUGAAAGACGCUAUUGGAGUAGUCCAAAUCAUUUGCCCAUGCAUGUGCACAGAAAAUAGUAGAUCUAGCUGAAAGGAAACACAUGGAGAUCUGCAUUGAUUACUGCAGUGCAUCCCUAAUUAUAAUUAUUAUAUAAGUGUUGUGUAAUCAAGAAGGUUCUGUAAUCGUAGAGGGGAGGGUGGCUGUGAGGAGACAUGCCUCUGUGUAUCCUGAAGGGAGCCUGUAUUCAUGAAUCUGCCAUUACACUACUUACUGCCUGACAGUCAUAGGGAAGGUAAGUUAAUGUAGGCCAGAUCAUGCGAUCUAUUUUCAGCUGAUAUUGACUGUGCAAUUUGGGCCUGUGUGCAUUGGAUUUUAUAAGCAUGUACAGAAGCUUGUGGAGUGAGCAGCUAGAAUAAUGGAGAGUAUUGUCUGAACCAAGCCCAAAUGUACUCUGUUCUUGGUGUCUAUCAGGAACGGGGGACCUUUGGUCCUCCUAGCACUGUUGGACUUCAACUCCCAUCAACCCCAGCAUAGAAAAUGGCCAAGGAUCAUGGGAGUUGCAAUCUUAGCAACUUCUGGAUGGCCAAAAGCUCUGCAUCCCUGUUGUAAAUAUUAGUAUUAGUAUUAUUCCCUGCCCUUCUUCAAAUGACAGGUUAAAAUUAAAAUAUAGUAUUAAAAACAAAAACAGACCACGAAACAAAAUGGAGUAAUCCUCAGUAGUAUCACCCCUGUUAUGCUCCCAAAGUCUGCUGAAACAAAUAGGUUGGAAGCUGCCUCCUGAAUAAAUAUUGUGUGGAGACAAUCUGAUCUUUACAGGGAGGGAAUUCCAUAGCCAGGGUGUCACCACUGAGAAGGCCCUGCUUCUUUUGGUGAAAGGUGCCAUAUUCCCUGUGGGCACCACAAGCAGUUCAAAAAAGCAGGUUGGCUGGAAUGGAGGAAGGCGCUCCUUCAAUUACAUAAUUGUGAAAUUAGCCCCUUCCUUCCCAUUUCCUCAAGGCAAAGAUAACAAUUCAACAUAAGAAGGAAGACCCAUCAUGUUCAUGAAAUGCAUGUUCUUUUAUUGUUCUAGGCGAGAAAUUCUUCAGCAUGUUGACGUGAUCAAAAACUUCUCCUUGACGAAGAAUAUGGUUCGGAUUGGGCAGCUGAUGCAUUACGAUUACUCCAGCCACAAAUAUGUCUUCUCCAUUAGCAACAGCUUCCGCUUGCUGCUUCCAGAUGUCUCUCCUAUUCAGAACAAGCACUACAAUAUCUGUGCUGUCGUCGGAAAUAGCGGCAUCCUUGUGGGAAGUCAGUGCGGGCAAGAAAUAGAUAAAUACGAUUUUGUUUUCCGUUGCAAUUUUGCCCCAACCGAGGCAUUCCAGAAGGAUGUCGGGAGGAAGACUAAUCUCACCACCUUCAACCCCAGCAUUCUGGAGAAGUACUACAACAACCUGUUGACCAUUCAAGAUCGAAAUAACUUUUUCCUAAGCCUGAAGAAGCUGGAUGGUGCCAUUCUCUGGAUCCCAGCCUUUUUCUUCCAUACUUCAGCAACCAUUACAAGAACAUUGGUUGACUUCUUUAUCGAGCAUCGUGGGCAGCUGAAAGUCCAGCUGGCUUGGCCAGGAAAUAUCAUGCAACAUCUCAACAGGUGCAUUUAACUCACCCCUUGAUGCUGUUGUUUGCUUUUGUUGUAGUUUGCAGCACAGUUGAGGAGCAGCAGUCAAGAAUCGAGGGGUUUUCAAGAAAGGCAGUGGGUUGUUUAUAAAUGUGUUCAUCAUCAUCAUCAUCAUCAUCAUCAUCAUCAGCCACUCUGGGCAGCUUCCAAAAAAAAUUAAAAUACUGCAAUACAUCAAACAUUAAAAGCUUCCCUAAACAGGGCUGCCUUCAGAUGUCUUCUAAAAGUCUGGUAGUUGUUGUUCUCUUUGACAUCUGGUGGGAGGGCAUUCCACAGGGAGGGUGCCACUACCGAGAAGGCCCUCUGCCUGGUUCCCUGUAACUUAGCUUGUCGCAGUGAGGGAACCACCAGAAGGCCCUCGGUGAUGGAUCUCAGUGUCCGGGUAGAAUGAUGGGGGUGGAGACGAUCCUUCAGAUAUACUGGACCGAGGCCGUUUAGGGCUUUAAAGGUCAGCACCAACACUUUGAAUUGUGCUCGGAAACGUACUGGGAGCCAAUGUAGGUCUUUCAAGACCUGUGUUAUGUGGUCUCGGCGGCCGCUCCCAGUCACCAGUCUAGCUGCCGUGUUCUGGAUUAGUUGUAGUUUCCGGGUCACCUUCAAAGGUAGCCCCACGUAGAGCGCAUUGCAGUAAUCCAAGCGGGAGAUAACCAGAGCAUGCACUACUCUGGUGAGGCAGUCCGCAGGCAGGUAGGGUCUCAGCCUGAGUACCAGAUGGAGCUGGUAAACAGCUGCCCUGGACACAGAUUUGACCUGUGACUCCAUGGACAGCUGUGAGUCCAAAAUGACUCCCAGGUUGCGCACCUGGUCCUUCAAGGGCACAGUUACCCCAUUCAGGACCAGGGAGUCCUCCACACCUGCCCGCCUCCUGUCCCCCAAGAACAGUACUUCUGUCUUGUCAGGAUUCAACCUCAAUCUGUUAGCCGCCAUCCAUCCUCCAACCGCCUCCAGACACUCACACAGGACCUUCACUGAUUCUGAUUUGAAAGAGAGGUAGAUUAAAUUUGUAGCCUACUUUUGUUUAACAAAAAAAAAAACAAAGAAGAAAUCAUGAUACAGUGGCCCAGUAACCACGUAAUGCUAAGCCAAGCCAUUACUUACAGUAGCACAAGCAAACAUGCAGGUUGCUGGAGAGCAGAUCAAGGGCACUUUGGUCCUGCUGCUACCCAGAGCUAAGCCAUGGUUUGGCUUAUUGCUGUGUGCAAACCCUGGCUUGUAGCUUAUCUCCCCCCAACAGACCAUGAGUGGUAAACCCAAGAACGAACCUUGGUUACAGAUAAUGGUUUGCCUCGAGUCUGACAAACCAUGAGCCCAGGUUCAGGUGUAGCACUAAGAGAAACCAUGACUUAACCCCUGUGGUAGGGGCAGGGAAGGAGUGUGGUAGCUGCCAUCUUUGCUCCUGGAAGCCGUACAUUUGCUCAUUCGCACUCAACAUUUGUGAACAAUUGUAGCUAAUCAAAAUUCUUAUUAAGAUAAGAUUGUCAGGUCUUUGCCGGUUUAGGUUGUUGGGUAAAUGAACAAGGUCCACAAACUCUCAGAAGCUUGUGGUGGUGAGAGUAGAGAAGUGUAGAGUACAUAGAAAUUGCCACCAGGAGCUACAAAAACAUAUCUAAACAAGAUGGGGGAAAACACAACCAGACUCAGGAUCAGGAAUAGACAGGGUGCAGCUGGGGCAGAGAGGAACCUACAGAUCUUUAGAUGUUGCUGAACUGCAACUUCCAUCAUCCCCGUCCAUUGGCUAUGCUGGCUGGAGCUGAUGGGUGUUGGAAUCCAGCAACCACAGGCACCCCAUCCCAGAUCUAGAGGGAAGCUUAGCCAUGUACACUGAGCUCCCCCAGAAGCUAAGACUUGACUAUUCUUUACAGUAUCAGGGAAUGAUCAUUGGGGGAACAUAGGAAAGCUGCCUCACUCCAAGACAUCCAGAUGCUCUCAUUAUCAGUCAAAACAGAAGUCUAGAUAGCCGUGUUGGCCCAUGAGAAAUAGUCCCUCUUGGGGCAGCCCCUUGAUUGGGCCAACCAAAAUAUCACAGAAGACUGAACAAGCUCUUAUAUUGUCGAGAUCCAUCAGGUUAAGUGGGGAAAAGAGCAGCCGUGUGGCUUAUCUUGAAGCCAUGAAGUCUGCAUCUGGUCACGGUUUUAAUAUGGAACAAGUAGCCAGCACUGGGUAGUGCGCUUUAAGUUGCUGUGCACAUAUCAGGGUUGCCCCAAAAGGUGAAGGAAGGCCCUUAAGCUUACCAGUAAAGGAAUCUUUGAAAAGAAGCACAGAAGACAAGAGCUAUCAGUGCAUGACAGCCUUGGUUGGCCAAAGUUUCCAUUUAGUACUGGCACACAUGUCAUCGUUCUGUGAACUUCUUUUCAAACACUCUCUUAAGUUUUGUGCAGUUCAGAUGCAAAUGUAUGGGUAGAGUUUGAGUUCCUGACAGAGCAGUCCUUGUGCUCUGAGACACAUGGAGCUAUAAUAAAGAUUUCCUUUGCCCCAGGUAUCAGCUGAGUCUCUCCCCUUUGGAGGGGAGGGGUUUUUGUUCUUUUAAGGUGCUCUUUCCCCUGUUUUCCUUGUGCCAUAGAUAUCACGUUGCACCAAGUGCUUGCUAGGAACAAGAAGUACAGCAGCAGCUGACUCCUCGUCUCUGAAAAGAUGAGAACAGUCAAGAACAGCUAGUCUUUUCGUCUUUUCAGAAAUGAGAUUCAUCACUAGAGCACUCACAAAAGCAGGCAUAGGCAAACUCGGCCCUCCAGAUGUUUUGGGACUACAACUCCCAUCAUCCCUAGCUAACAGGAGCAGUGGUCGGAGUGAUGGGAGUUGUAGUCCCAAAACAUCUGGAGGGCCGAGUUUGCCUAUGCCUGCACAAAAGCUUGCACAUUGUUUUUCGAUGUCGUGGUUGGCCUAGUAAAGAUAUUGCCCUAAAAGGGAUUUCAAAAUGACAUUAUUAUGCAUUUCCAGAACAUUUCCAUUCAAUAUAUAUAUAAUCCGUUUCCCAUGUCAUGCUUUCUUCUUAUUUCGCAGGUAUUGGAAAAACAAGCACUUGGCACCUAAACGGCUCAGUACAGGUAUUCUGAUGUAUACGCUGGCAUCUGCAAUUUGUGACGAAAUCCACCUAUACGGGUUCUGGCCUUUUGGAUUUAAUCCGAACAACAGGGAAGACCUUCCAUACCAUUACUAUGAUAAAAAAGGAACAAAGUUUACGACCAAGUGGCAAGAGUCCCACCAGCUCCCUGCCGAAUUCCAGCAACUCUUUCGAAUUCACGGCGAAGGUCUAGCAAAGCUGACGUUGUCCCAGUGUGCCUAAGGAUUUAACACUUGAAGUGCCAAAUGAUUGUCGUUGUUUUUUAAGUAAAAAAAAAAAAGUGCCCAAAAUGAAUUCACCGUUUUUUUCAAAACAGAAUUCUAAAUGGAGGGGAAAAAAAGAAUUUAUGGGCAGGGAUUUCCUUUGAUUCAGAGAUGCUCUGAAAGCACCCUUUUAUUGCCAUCUUUUCAAGCAUUGGAGGGUGUCUUUAGCAUAUUUAGCAAUGCAGAAGGAUUUAUUCUAUUUGUGCAGUAGGAAAGUCAAAGCUGUUUACAGCAGAAAGUUUUGCAUUUCUGGUUAUGCUGCCAAGAUGGCUCUCUUUAAAGUAUUUUCAUAGUCACGUAUUUUUCACAUUCCGCAAAAUGUCUCAAAACGUUGAAUGUUAAAUCACCUGUGUUUGCUUAUUAAGAUUCUUGGCUUGUUUUCUUGGCUAACUUGCACAACUCCUCUUAGUAGCUGAAAAACAGUUUGAGGACCGCUCCUGAAUGUUCUGACCGAAUGACCAUUUGCACCAGUAUUAACUCCUUUAAGGUCAAUGGGAAUAUAUCACUGUAAGUGGCCAUUGUAUUAUUCCAAAGAUCUUUCAUUAGCAUAACAAGCCCAAUGGGGAGUGAAAUAUACUUUCCAUGCAGGCAUGCAGAGAUGGUCCAUUGGAUACCCAAGGGAUGCAUUUGGCCCUUGUCACAAUCUUUUGUGGACUCCUAUUUCCAUCCCAACCACUAUGGCUAGGUAGAGAAGAUCUGGACAGGGCCAGGCAGCCUCUGACUUAACCUGUGCCACUCCCAGUGUGCUUCUCAAGAGAGAGACUUAGCAAAUGCCCUUUGUAAAGAAAGAGUAUGCCACCAGAAGUCUCUGUGGCAAUACAGAAACUUCUGUAGCACCCAGUCAUAUCUCAAAGGGCAUCUGUGAAAGCAAGAAUUGCCACAUCCCGUCCUAGGCCAAUUCAACCAAGGGGGCUUCCGAACCAACCUACCAAGGAGGUCGCAGCCUCUCCUCAGCCAAAGGGCGCAGGCAUGACACCAUAGGAGUUCGUUCAUCAAAGAACCCGGUCUGGGACAGUCUGGCCCCUGAGGCUGAAGAUAUUGGCCGUAACUGCUCUACAGUUUCGAAUAGACCACGAACGCAAUGCUAAAAUGCUAGGCUGUGUUGAGACUAGUUAGAAAAGCUACAGACAAGUUUGAGCAAUAGUUUCUGAUGAGUUUGAAGUUCUUGGAUCAGGGAUGAGAAAGCUCUGUUGCUAUCAACAUGGUGCCCUGCCAUGUCCCAUCCUGGUCUUCACAGGGGGGGGCAGGACAGUGGCAACACCUCACCUCGUGUCCCAGAGUGUCCCCAUCCCUGCUGUAAAUUGAGAGGAUUCAUGAGAGUUCCAGACUAAGGUCUCCAUCUCUCCUCGUCUAAUAUCACCCAAGUAUUUGUUCUGACAUGGCUAAUGGAGGAAUGCCAUUGUUUUCACACCAGGGCUGGGAAUGUUGGUUUUUUAUUUCCCUCUAGAAAUCUACUUCACUUCUAAACUUCACUGUUGCUAUAAUGCACUGCUUUCCAGGAGUUUAAACCCCAAGCUACAUCAUGGUGUGGGUGGGUGUGUAUGUGUGUGUGUGUGUGUGUGGGUGGGUGUGUAUUGUUGGGAGUUUGAGGGUCUUCCCUAACUAUACAUUUUUGGCAUUGUCCCUUAGGGUCGAAUCAGUUACUUAACUUUCUGUUGUUUACAGUUGGUAGUUAUGUCAACCUGGAGAAGUUUCAACUCUCUUUGACUGCCUCUUUGCGAAGACAUUACUCCCCGGAUUUUGCAGUGUUGAAAAUUCCUUAGCUAGACUCAUUUAUUAAACAGUUUUAAAAUACCUUUUAAAAAACUCUCCCAGUUUAGUCAAGCAGCAAGGGUGGUUUUUUUGUCUGUUUUUAAAACAAACUUUAACACAAGCAUUAAAAGUACCGUCAUAAAACAGGCACACGCACCCCCUCUCAUGCAAGAGAUAAUUCCUCUUUUAAAAGAGAAAAACAUACAACAACAGCAAAAACGAUGAUUUUGCUUCAAAAUUAUUUUGCCCAUCUGAAGAUUUUUGCAGAUUUAAAGCAAUAGAUUGAUCAGAGUAGUCAACUAAAAUAUGUAUGAUUAAUCAAGCAUGGGUCUUCUGGGGGGUGGAAUGGGAUGGACCAUCUUUCAAGUCCUUCCACUUUCCAAAAUUUAAGUCUCAGAAACAAUUAAACUUGCAACGUAUACCAUAAUCCUGCAGAACUUGCUUUUUCAAAAGGAAAUAAAUAAAUAGUGAUUUCAGCUUCGUUGAGUGUGCCAUGAGCUUUGCUAAAGACUUCAAAGGAUCUGCUCUUUAAGGUCCUCUACUGAAAUAACAGCCCAUUGACAUUAAUGGUCUAUCACUGGAGCACCUUGGGGAUCAAAGCUAUUCAGCCUAUAUUUCAAUAUAAUCUUGAUUGUUUGUUUUAACCUCAAGCUUUGAUAUUAUUGAUGUAUGGUUCAAAAGCUUCAUUGGUGUUAGCUGAGCUGGUUCAGAUGGCCGUAUCCUGUCCUUAAACACAUGCUUCUUCUCUUCCCCUCCACAAAAAAUGUAUAGGAACUGAUUUGCACUUCCAUUAUUCCACCAUGAUAUUCCACUGAAGAAGACCCUGCACUUAACAUAUGUUUCCCAGUGAUAUCAUUGACAUCAAUAACCGUUUGCCAUUGUGUGCUGUAUUGGAGGCAGAUAGUGGAAGAACAGUGCGACAAAAAGUAGUAGCCUGAUCCUGUAUUUGAUACAUGUGUACUUGGGGAGAAGCAGAUAGGAGUUAUUAAAUGUGGGAAAUGAAACGGAAGCCUCCUGACUUGCCAUUUUUGCAGAUGGGACCCUGAGGAUAGUAAGCUCCUAAAGAGAGCCUAUCUCAUUGUGUUAGUUACCCUAGAUUGCUGAGGUUUUUGUUUUGUUUUGUUUUGUUUUGUUAUGGUUUUUUAAUACAUGUUAAUGUAAGAUAACAUGUAGUGGUCCAGGCAUUUGGGGACUUCCAAGCUAAGUCCUAUAUUAAGAACUUGAUCAGAAGCCAGCCUGAUUAUUCUAUUUGAAUUAUAAUUGUCAUCCUUGACGACAAUUCAGGGAAGGCAUUCAUUGAACGUUUGAACAGCACUGAUCUCUAAUUAUUGAUAUGUUGUUGCAUUAAUAGGGACAUAGUAAUAGUGUUUGUGUUACCCACAGACUAAUGUGCUUUGUGAGUAUCUCUCUCUCUCUCUUUUCUCAAUUUCUAGUUGAUGACGGUAAGAAAUUGCACUGACCACUUAUGUGCUCCUUAUUGUAUAGCUACUGUUGUUACCAAGUCACAAAGUUGGCCAUCAAUCCAGCUAAGAUGAAUUGCUGGGUAUAAUGGCCUGCAGUCUUUGAACCUCUUUAACAAGAGCAAUCCAUUGACCGCAGUAGAAAUCCACCCAAGAAAACAUUGUGCAGGUUAACACUUAUGGCUCUGUAAAAAGAGAGGAGAGAAAGAGAUCCAAGAAAGAAAACAAAUUAUUCAGACAUUAGUAAUUGGAAUUCAGAAAGGUAUUGACAACGAAAGGGUCAUAUCAUAGUCAUUGAUUUUCAUGUGGAAUUCACCAUUGAUAUUUCAUAACCUCAUUGAAUAUUUCAGAGCCAUAGAUUCCAUCAGGGAGUCCAACUUCAAAAUCAACAGCUCAAUAUCAUCCAAAGCAAAUUACUUUUUUUGACGUAUCAAUACACUUGGUUUCAGGGCAGAAGUCUCUCCUUAAAGCUAAGUGUAUGAUUCACGACCAUGUAUUUCCUAUAUGCUGCUUUAAUCCUGCUUUUGAAAACUGGUGUGAUCCUACAGUUGUUGGCCAAAACUGUAAAUAGCUUUUAUUUUUCUGCUUGCAUCAGUUGAAAGGACUUCCACUGUGUUUGUCCAUUACCGAGCCCAAGAGUUCAACAAUCGUAUAAAUGCUUGAGUACCAUCAGUCCUGAAAUGGUAUGUAACGCUCAUGCAACAUAGAUUUUUAAAUGAGUUGUGAAUUCUAGGGUGACACAACUCCUUGAGUAGCAUGGCUUCUAGAGUAGCGUGGGUCCUUGACUAAGAGAUUCAAGAGAUAGAUAGACGCAGCAGAAAUGUAAAUAUAGGGCAGGACUUAAAUAAGAUGUCUAUCAAAACAAACAAACAUUAAUCCAAUUAUUCUAGGACCUCUUUUCACCACUGUACCAAGUGAUCUGUUCGGGGCAUGAGUGUUCUGGUAUGUGCACACAGCUUUCCCACCUGGAAGGUUAGGCAAUUCAUUUUAGUGGAAGGAACCAGCUAAGCCGUGUAGCUUGGCUCCCUUCAUUGAAAUUAAUGGCGGGGCACAUUCCAUGUGCACAAGAGGUCCAUGUGUGCAUCUUGGCAGACAGUAGACGUUUAGACUGGGGUGCUUGACAUCUUUGCUGUUCUUGACAGCAUCGUGCAUGAAGACCUACCUUGCAUUCACUGAAAUUAAAUGAGAAACUUGCACUGCCUGUGGUGGAAGGAAGCUCACAUCCAAACGUAUGUGUUCAAGAUGCAUGCGUAUUCCAUUGUCCACGUAUGUAACAUGCCUUCAUUCUCACCUGCAGAAGACCCGCAAUGGCAUCAAAGAGAUAUGCAUGUGCAAACACUCCGAAUGGCAGUCCCCAGUCCCCAUGCUGGUACAUACUGCUGUUUACAACAUGUGUUGUUAAGCUCUAGAUUUGAUUAGGCAUCGAUAGAUAGGCCUUGGUCAAAAUAAUCAAAACUACCUGUGAGGAUCUGAUGACUGGGCUGGCAAUUGAGACACACAUAUUUCAAGACUGGAAAUCCAGCUCAAAUCUAUGUACUCUGGCUCACAUGAUCGUCCAUUGUCAAUUGGUCUAUAUAAAAUAUAGAACAGGCAUGCAGAAGGGAGAUUGAGAUCUACUAGUAGAUUUCUGAGUGACUGGCAGUAGAUCAACAAAGAUUUCUGAUUCCCUAAUUUCAUGGACUUACGCGCAGGUGUGUACUUCUUAGCAUCCAUCCAUUUACAGUGGGCCUGCACAACUUUUGAUAGAGGGAACCAAAGGCAGACAGUUGUCCAAGCAUGGUCAAAGCAUAGGAGGUCCAAGGAAGAUGGAGGGGGGAAACUUGCCUGGAGCUGCACAGCCAGGGGGAGGGGGCUCCUGACAGACCAUAAUAUGGUGAGUUUGUUGAGUGCAGCCCCAAUCAGAUACCAACAAGUUGUCUACUCCCAUUUCUUUCCUUUAAGCAUCCAAAAUCUCCAAAAAGCCAAGAAUAGGAAAUCUGAAUGGAGGUUGCAAGCAGAGGACAGGAUCCUGUAAAUAAGUGUGAACUACUCUAAGGAGCUUGCUGUUCCUUGCUGAGUGGCAUCAUCUUUACACAGAAAUCGCAUUCUUCAGAAAUUCUGCCAUGGUCAUCAAAACCAACCAUUUGUUCUUAAAUAGCCAUAUUAGAAAGUCUUUAUUUUUCAGGUAGCAAAUGUACACUAGAGUCAGGAUUUAAUCUCAGGUGAAAUGGUGUGGAAAGCUGCACAAUGUUUCAAAACGUUUGGCAUGGGGGAGGAAAAAACCUGGAGGUUGUCCUAGUGAAGUCAGUGGAGAUUUCACUGGUGGGGGAACCAGUCAACAAGCAAGCGCCAUUAAAUGAAUGAAGCGUUGCCCUGAUGCACAACUUAAUUCAUUUUUGAUGGAGGAGUUGUUCCCAAUAGCUUGUGUAGAACUCGGUUCAGCUCCAGGAUAAUAAGUAUUAAAGAUGUAUGAAACAGGGCCACACCUCUGAGAUUGGAAUGUGAUCUGUACAAUGUAAUGUACAUGUAAAUAUUUCGUCUAACUUGUUCAUUGCCAGCUAGUUCAUCCAGCCAAAAUUAAGAUGUUUCAACCUUACCGGUUUCAGUGGGAGCAUCAGAAACCUCCUCUGAAAUCAAAGAGGCUGAAAGGUUGGAUCCAGUUUGGUUGGAUUGUACACCUUGGUGUGUGUAUUUUCUUUUCUUUAUUGUUUCCUUGUAGAUGAAUUCUGCAUAGUUAUUGUGAUUGAAAAUUAUUGGGGGUGGGGUGCGGGAGAUUUGCAACGAUUCCUUUUGAAUAUUUCAACAACGUUAUUGUCGGGUGUGGAUGUGCCUGCCACAUUGACUCAUGUGCCAAAACAUGAUAUUGAAUGCAUUGUUUUUAAAUAAAAUGUUUUAUUGUGCACUGGAAA
Molecule: messenger RNA, 45936 nt
Organism: Podarcis lilfordi (Lilford's wall lizard)
Lineage: Eukaryota; Metazoa; Chordata; Lepidosauria; Squamata; Lacertidae
Source: the annotation of a GenBank genome assembly